Molecule: messenger RNA, 78024 nt
Organism: Xyrichtys novacula (pearly razorfish)
Lineage: Eukaryota; Metazoa; Chordata; Actinopteri; Labriformes; Labridae
Source: the annotation of a GenBank genome assembly
UCUGGUCUAGAAGGAGUGACUCGUUGACUGCGGCGAACGCAAUUUCGGCAACAUGGGAGACGCUGUGGGAUUUAUUCAAAACGGAUUUUAAGAACUGUCGGGAAAAUGGCAGAGAGGUGAGUGAAAGAAAAUGCCCUCUAUGUUUUUUUUCGUCCUGUUUACUGUUGUAGCCGAUAGUGUGUCUCGUGUGAAAACGGAGGGAGGCUGCCAGCCCAGCGAUGAGGCUAACAGCGGUUCGUUUGGUCGCUGAGCUGAAGCGGGUGAAGCUAGCUCGCCACUUCUUCGCUCUCACGUUAGAACAUGAUUUACGAGGAAAAACAUUUCUUUUAAUUCAGGCUCGUUUUCCCCCUUGUACAUGAUGUUGUUGGCUCUGGAGUGUGUCGCUGGUUGUUUUUGAAGGUGUAAGGAUCACAUGAAAGAGGCUGUGGACGGCUGGCUGAUGAUGAUGAUGAUGCUGUUGCACCUGUCGGUCUACAUUGGCGUCUCUUUGCUGGAAUGCAGCUAACCUUCUCCUCUAGCAGGAUGCUAGCAGCACACCCACCUAUACGGACACAUUAUCAAUGUGGGUUGAUGCUUGGCUAGCCAGGUUAUCCAAAUCCUCCCUCGCAGCAUCCCUUCAUCCUCAUGAUGGAUGGAGGCACCUCCCAUGAGAGGAGGCUCUGGAAAUAGAGAAGCGUUUCACCAUCCUGUUACUUUCUUUUUUUACACGAUCCACUUUGACCCCCUUUUCCAUACCUGUGCCUGAUGAAUUGCUCUCCUGUGUGUACAAAAGAGCACUAGUUUCUCUUGUAGGUCUUUCAGUGUGUUAUAUGUCUCUGCUUAUUAGUAGGGUCACACACUUCUAACUAACAACCAUUUUUGAAUCAUAAUUCCCAGUGGUAAUUUAUAUAUUAAUCUAGUAAGUAAGUAAGUGAAAUUUAUUUAGUAUAGCACCUUUCAUAGAAAAGAUUCACAAAAUGCUUCACAGUAAAAAAAAAAAAAUCAAGUCAAAAAAAAAAAUCAAGUCAAAUCAAAGAAUAGGGCCCGACCGAUAUGGAUUUUUGGGGGCUGAUGCCGAUACUGAUUAUUAGGGGGGAAAAAAAUCUGAAUCGGCCAAUUUUAAAUUUUUUUUUAUUAAGUUAUAAAAAAUACAUAGUAUACCGGAAUUAACUACGGUAUACUAUAUACUGUAGAUAUACUGUAGGCUACUGCUCUUCAUGCCGACAGGAAGACCAACUGCCAAACUUGGACCUGAAGCAUGUCCCGGUCAUGAACUCAUGCAGUGAUCGAAAAAAACUCCUAAUCUACAGAAGAACUGAAGUGGUGUGUCUGUUUAACUGUCCCUUACUUUGUACUAUACCACAAUUUAAUUAGGAACCAAUGAAAGAAGUCAUAUUUUUCCAUCAACUGGUAGAGAGUUUGUGAAUCAAUGAGUGAGGUCCACUUUUGUAUACAAGAGCAUGCAUUAAAUAUGCUCAACAGAUUCCUGUCUUGUAUUGCUGGCAUGUACACUUGUCCCCCGCUCAAGGAAACAAUCUAAACAACUGGGUUUUGAAUUGGGUUUGGACUCACAGCAGAAAAAAGGGUUACUUACAAAACUACGUCAAGUUCCAAGAGAUCUCUGUUGCAAGGCUAAAUUUUUUUAGACCUGCCCCCACAUCCAGCGCUAAUUUUUCUAGCGCCUCCUCACUGGCAUCUAGUUACUGCCAGUAAAAUGAGGGUGGAGGCUGCAUCUUCACCAUAGACAAUGGCAGCUUCCCCCCCUGCAGCAUGCAAGCUCAUAAGGCCAAGUUAAUAAUUGAUGGCUGUUAAAUUUGUGUUGCAUGGGUCAUCUGGCCUCAUGUAAAUCACUUGUGCUGGUUUCCACCGAGGGCUCUGGAGCAUUAUACAAAUCCCUGAAUGUUUGUCAGAGUCUUACUGUACAAAUCAGAGGCUCGGCUCCCUCAUGACUGAUGAGAAACAUUCUGUCUGGUUAUCAGAUGUUGCAGACAGGGUGAAGAUUUGUUUAGCCUGGAGUGUUUGUUGUAGAUACGAUAAAGAAAUGAACUGAAAUGGUCUGUACCUUAAUAAUAAGGACUGCUUGAGGCCAGUCAGGUCAAACCAUGACAAUGCUGAUGUGUUGGAUGAUUCAAGUAGUUACUGAGAAUUGUUGUUCGUGCCUCUCUGAGAGUUUCUCAUUCAAAUCAAAUGUGGUCAGCUUACAGCCUUUUAACUCGGAGAAAGGUCAGAUAUUCAUAAUAGCCUUUCUUCUUUAACUUAUGUUGGACUAGUAUUGAUGUACAGUACUCAUUCAGUAGUACUUGAUAUAAGAUGGAAAUACUGCCUUGGUCCACAAGCAUUUGUGUGUACUGUGCAGAAGUCAAAGUCGAGUAGUUCUGGGAGUACAAUGUGUAGAAAUAGACCAAGUUAAGGAUCAUGUUACUGAAGUUCAAGGCAUGCAUUCCCUCUGUCUCUAAGAUGAUUUGAGCAACAAGAGCAGCCUGGUAAGGACCCUUGACUGUAAAUAGAAUAGACGACAUGCAUUCGUUUCUGCCCUUUGUGAGAGUUGAAGCUAAAAGACUGCUUCCAUCGGGGCUGACAUAUUGUGCUGAUGCAAGCAAGGAAUAUGCAAUAGCCACCUAGCUGUUGGAGUCAUGGGACUGAAGUCAUCCCCUCUCAGCUAAACCAAAACAUGCAUUUGACUUACAGACACAAACACCUCUCUAGGUGCUACGGUCUGUGGCAGAACAUAUUAUUUGCAGCAGACAGGUAUGGUUAUGGAGAGUUCAGUGUCUCUUGUGCUCAGUGUUCCUCUUCUACUCUGCCUGUGGAGUACAGAGCACUGCAGGAACAUUUGUCAACGGAGCUGUCAAUCAAUCAUCUUUUGUAAAAUCAAACAACUAAUUAAAAUCUAAGCUUCUAAAAUAGUAAAGCGCAUAAAUCAGCAUAACUAAUUACAGUUUACAAUAGGAACUGUGUUUGAAAAAAUAGUUUGACUUGUUUCAAUUUUAUAGUUUGACACAUGUUCCAUCUGUUAACAUGGAGGAAACUGGGUAUGUGACCGAUGCUACAGCCAAUCAGGGAAAUCUUUUGGCUUCACAGUCAGUGAAGAUCUGUGGUGUCCUCUUGAAUAAUACAGUCUGUGGUCAGGACUAGGAAAGGAACAGGUCCCAGAGAGUACUAUACGUCAAAGUGAUGAUAUUAUUAAGUUAUAUUAAUGUUUAGAGUUGUGAGUUACAAACAAGCCUGUCACAGAUGUUUUUUUUAAUGAUGAGCCUAACCUGAGCUCAGUCUAGUGAAAUAAGGGCUCACAUUCAUCCUAUCACUGGCAAUUUUACAGAUACAAGCACGCCUGUGUCUUUAUUAGAAAGGGGGAUGACACUUAAAUUUGGUUGAUUUCAUGUUAAGCCCAAACACACUAAGAAAUAAUUCAAGGUUUAUAAAUAUAACCUCCUUGUGUCACGGUAAAAGGCUAAUGGAUAUACCCUCGUCAACCUCAGUCGUGGAAAUCAGGCCAGGCGCAGUAGAUUGUAGGAAAAGGGCCCCUGAUCCAAGGUCAAAACUCUGUUGAAAAAUACAAAAAUUAAAUCCUUUUUGGAUUCCAAUCUUCAGUGCUGAACUUGAUGGUUUUGUUUGUGUGCACCUAGUCCACAAUGGAGUCUUUGAAGUUCAAACUGGAGGAGAGAUGCUUUUUAUUGCUUACUUUGAAAAGAGAAUGAGAGACGUGAGUUCAGUCAAACUACCAAGGUGACAGAGGACGGUUUUAACAACGUGAUGUGUUGUUCACACAGGGCCUUUUUUGCUCUUUGGUUUGAAAGAAGCUUUAGGAACCCAGAUUUUUUUUCAUGUGGCUAUCUUAUACAUCAGUUGGAAGUUGGCGUGAAAAGUGGCAAAGCUUGUACAUAAGUAUUUUUGGAUGAUCACAUUUAUUCAAAAUAUCGUUUAAGGAUCUGCAGUAAGCUGCAAACAAAGCUUCUAAAGAGCCCUCUUUAAACUGGAUGUUUGGAUUUGGACAGUAUGCAUACAUACAUACAUAGACUCCACGGGUCAAUGUAUGGGAUUGCAGCUGUUGUUCCACCUCAGAUCUUAGCAUGUGUUGUUGUGCAUUGCAUUCCUGUCUGCUGAGCUACUGCAAGUGCAGCAAUUAUGUGCACUUUUUCAUUUUUUUUCCCAGCAUGGUUGUUGAACAAGGCCACUAAUUAAUAGCUCAUAAAACAAGCUGUUAAUAGGAAUUCUCUUUACACUCUGUGGUUGCCUUGGAAAUAUUUUGGCCAUUUAUUCAGAUGGGAAAAAGGCACUUCAGCCAGUAAAUAGAGUAAAAUUAGAAUUAAACCACAACUGAUGUUUAAAAAAAAAACCAUCUUCCUUUCUACUCGGCGCUGAGCUUGAAAUCAUCCUUUGAAUGUUGUUGACAUACAGAAUGUAUCACCGCACACAUGCCGGCUCCAUGUUGCAUGUCGUCUCUGUGUCUGGCUGCCAGCUUGACAUUUGAUCCCAGCAGCAGGGUGGGGCACUGAGCUCAUGUGUUGUACCAGCAGCACGUGGCUGAAAUAUUCAUAAUGCCAGGCUGGAGCUACAAAGUUGCUGCCAUAUCUGUCAUAAUUAUUUUGUCUGCUGCUGGGUGAGAUGUUUUUGUGGCACCUGAAUCCAGCUUAAAAUGUUGAAAUCCUGUUCCAACAAUAUAUGGUCCAUUUCAAUACACUCACUCUCAGCAGUCAACUAACACACUCAGCCACUCAAACAUAAUGAUAGAGCUGCCGGUCUGAGUUAGUGAUUCCUCCCACCAAAAGCACAGUUUAACAUGAAUGAUACUGAAAAGAAGAUUGUAUUACUGAGUUUGUGAAAACAUAUUGAGACGAAUGAGGUAAAAGCUUGAGGACGAUUAUCUGACUCCAGUCAAAGACUAUGAUUUGACAAAUGACAAUGUCAGUAAGGAGAGGAAAGGUGUUCAUAUUGUCAGAGGUGGCCCCAACCACCCAACCUGACUACACAGAGCUGAAUUGAACAUCUUUCCAGCUCCUGUUGAGAUAACUGCAUCUGAUCUCAGAACAUCUUAUCUACAGCUGGUAUUCAAAAUGCAAUUUAAUAAUAUAAAACAAUUUUCACAGCUCAUAAUAUUCAAUAUACCUCUGUUUUACGUGCCUAGACUGAGGAGUCACUGUCACAAUAUGCAAUCACGACUAAUUUAUUCUCUGGCUCUUCGCCUGACCUGAGAAAAUACACAAGCUCUUUUUUUUUUUUUCUUUUCCCAGCCUGCUCUCACUUGGGCUCAAGGUGCCUCUGGUUGAAAAUCUCAGAACUUCUCAGAAACAUGCUGGUGUUGUCACUGUCACUCCUUAGGCAGCAAAAUAAACAUUGGAUGGGAAGAGAGCUGCCACCCUGUUAACCAAGAAGAUGGAUAAGAAACUCGUUUUGGCAUUUUUUGUCUUGCCUGAGGCGGAGCUUUAUUAUAUAUGUUUGAAAUGUUGUUUUUGAGCGCAGAUGAGCAGAACACUCAGUGUCAACCUCUGUGACCAUGUGACCAACCAGUCAGCCUGUGAGUUAAGCUGGUAUGACAGUUUUUCAUUUACAUGCUCAUAAGUACUUUCAGUGUUAAGGUCCUUACACACCAGGGCCGACAGGAAUAUAGAACGUGAAAUUACGAAAUAUUCGGAGGCGAACUUUGACGCGCCUGACUAUAUACAUCAAGCCCGAUGUGAUUUUGCAUUUUUCCGGGGGGAAAAAAGACGCAUCCCGGGUGGAAGCGAGAAGACUGACACAACACCAGACUGAGUGUUUUUCAGUUCUGAUUAGACACUAGUGUUGAGAUGUCUGUCUGUCAUGGUAGCAUGUACUGAGUCGAGGCCAGUACCAGAUUAAAGCACAUUAAACUAUAAUCCAUAAACAUAAGGUAACAACCGAGACCUAAUGGUGCUGUGACAGCAACGCCAUUGAGUUUGAGACAGUGAAAUACAUAUGGUAUGUUGUAUCUGAACAGGUUAGCUUACGAGCUAAAGUUACUUAGCACAGAUGAAAGUUAAAACAAAGACGUUUAUCAAACUGUAAAAGCACACAAACCAUCGUCAUAUGAGAAAUCUGACGCUAUGACUCAACAAGUUGUCCUCCAGGUUUGUGUCUUUUAUCAAAAAGCACUCAAUCAAUCAAUCAAUCAAUCAACUUUAUUUGUAUAGCACAUUUAAAAUAACCACAAGGGUAGCCAAAGUGCUGUACAGUGACAUAAAAACAAAUAAAACAAUCAAAAAACAAGAUAACGCAAGCAGAAAUACAGUAAUGCAAAAGAAUAAAUAAGUGUAUAAAUAAGGAGGCUCACAGCAAGUGCUAAAAUGAUAAAAAACAAAUUAACACUACAAUGUACUAAAAGCCAAUGAGUAAAAGUGCGUUUUUAAAAGGGAUUUAAAAACAGGAAAUGAGGAGGCCUGUCUAAUUUUCAAGGGCAACUCAUUCCAGAGCUUAGGGGCAGCAGCAGCAAACGCUCUGUCCCCUCUGAGCUUCAGCCUAGUACUGGGGACCGUCAGUAAAAGCUGAUCAGCUGAUCUUAGGGGUCGGGGUGGGCAAUAAGGCUGGAGCAUCUCCGAAAUAUAGGGUGGAGCAAGGUUGUUCAGGCCCUUAAAAACAAAUACUAAAAGCUUAAAAUGAAUUCUGUACUGAACAGGGAGCCAGUGUAAGGAUGCCAGGAUGGGGGUGAUGUGCUCACGCCUGCGGGUCUGUGUCAGGAGACGUGCAGCAGAGUUCUGCACAAGCUGCAGGCGGGCAAGGGAAGCCUGGCUGAUCCCUACGUACAAGGAGUUGCAGUAAUCAAGACGGGUAGUUAUAAAAGCAUGGAUUAAUUUUUCCAGGUCAGGUCUUGAUAAAAUGGGCUUCAUCUUCACUCAGUUCUCCGACACGUAAACAAUCGGUCGGCCAUGUUGGAUAUACUGGUGAAUCAGACAUCGCAACAACACGCAAUCUGAUUGGUCAGAAGUGGACACACAGUAUGGGAAACUUUAAAGAAAUCGACCAUGAUUUGAAAAAACAAAUUUGGCAAUAUCGCAGGACAGGAAAACAUUGCUGAUGUGAACGCUUGUAUUGACAGGAUAUGGGUUUGGAAAAAAAUAUUGAUGUCUGAAAUAAUCGCACGACAAAAACGGUCCCGGUGUGUAAGGACCUUUACUGGUAACUUUCUUGUAUUGCAUUAGGGGUGUCCCGAUACAACUUUUUUACUUCUGAUACAAUGCCGAUAUUGUAGCCUUCAGUAUCGGCCGAUACUGAUAUUGCUCCAAUAUUAGCACAAACUUGUGCAGGACAAGCUUUGCUCUUAGCUGCAAUUUCUUUUUGGACUUUAAUGAAAAAUACUGCCACACAGCCGACAUCACUUCUAAUCCUUGCUACUUUGUUUGUACCUUAGUAAACACUGUUGUCGGGAUUACGUGGGCUCUACAUGCUGGAUCAGGGUGUUGCUAGCUAGGGGUGUCGAAGUGGAGUCUGGAAUGGACUGCUUGUAUUGGAGUGCUGAUAUUGAAGAUUUUAGAUGCAGGCUAAUAUAAUCUGAUAUAUGUAUAUAUAUAUUUUUUUUGCUGAUAUUGAACUCAUCUUAUUUCAAUAUCGUAUCAGGACAUCCCUUUUUUGUACAUUUGUACACACGGUUUAAAAACUCCUGUAUUAUUGCUCAUUAGUCUUUCUGGAUUGGUCAGUUAUCUCUCCCUGGUUUAUUUUUACACGUAUCUGCUUUAAUGUGUUUGUGCGCGCGUGUGUGUGUGUGCGUGUGUGUGUGUGUGUGUGUUCAUAAAGGCAGUAGGCACCCUGUAUGUGUGUGUAUGUGUGUAUGUGUGUGUGUGUGUGUGUGUGUGUGUGUGUGUGUGUGUGUGUGUGUGUGUGUGUGUGUGUGCUGGAGGAAAAGAGUUAGCAAGUACUCGGCUGUUGGUUUAAUAAAACGUUGAUAUACACCUCAGGGUUGUUGUGUUUCACUCUCCCGGGCUCCAUCUUUGUCCCACAGCCCGUCCCUUAUUACCCACAUGAAAGAAUCAACAAACUGCUCAGUUCCUAUUGAUGUUGUGGCUUUAAAGGACAGCAGCUUGUUCAAGGCUGCAGUCUGAGCUAUUAAUUUUUCAUCCAUUUAAUCAGUGACAGUGGCAGGAAGAAGGAGAAGCCUAAGGGAGACACGUCACUGUUUCCCAGCAUUAUUUAGUAGGUUGUAGAGAGAAGGACUGUGGCUGGUUGGCUGCCUGGUGAUGGCCUCAGCUUGAAAUAAUGGAGUUGUCGUGAAACCAGAGUUUGGAAAAUUGAUGCUAGUAUAAAUCAAACCAUGUUGACACCUGUUUUGAUACCGCAGCAACAAAAAGUAUAUCACAUCCUGAGCACCAAAAUUUUCCUGAGCAUAAAUCAACAUCUGGCGUACUCUUAGGCUACCUAAAAAGGUCUUUCAUGAAAUUAUAUUGUUUAGACCGAUUAAAUGACGCUGUCAGUCAUCACAAGCAGCAUCCACCGAGUGUGCGGUGGGGUCUGUAUCUGCAGCUACCCUCCUCUGUUCUGUCAUUGUGUCACUGCCUGAGUUUGAGACAUUUCCAUGUGUCAUUCAUCGGAGGUGGUGGAGAUCACAGCCAACCCUCCGCUGUCAGGACUUGAAGGACGAGCAUUGAUCAGGUGACGUCACUCUUUCUCUCCUCUAUCCUCUGACUGCAACAGUCCUAAAUAUAACCUGCUCAUCUCUAGUAGAUGCCAAAGGACCUCACAAAACAUCAGUAUUUGCUGACCUGUGAAGGAGGACAUUUAGUGGUGCUGUGGCUGUAUAAGAGCUGCCAGUGUGACGAACAGGCAGGAUUAUGCUGGGCUGUUUUUAAACAGCAUCCCACACUCUCCUUCAAGUUUGUGUGGAGGUGUGGGCCUGUUAGCUUGUUAUUUAGAGUGUGACAGCUGCGAAACAAUCUGUAAAUAAUGAAAUAAUUUCCCGUUCCUCUGCUUUGUAUUGAUUUGUGGCACGUACUCGCCCACUCCCACUCUCUCUUUGGCUCACAGUAGGUUUGGGAUAAAACUAUGACUGCAAAUAAAUACAUACACAUACAGAUAAAUCAAAAGAUAUCGAAGUUUUAAAGUUUGAAAUGAACUCAUUUGUGUUGUUAAUGUUUCUACUUCACGUUGGUAAACGGACUAGUAGCACUUUUCCAGUCUUUCUCACCUCUCGAUGCACUUUUCCACUCUACUCACAUUCACCCAUUCACACCACAUUCACACACUGAUGUCAGAAGAAGCUACUGUAGGGCUCCUUCAGUAAUAACCGAUUCCAUUCAUGCACAGUCACACACUGCUGACUAUGGGUGCACUCGCUUCAGGCCCAGUUGCCCUGUACCUUGUUGGAGCACUGACACUGCCCCUGGGCCGACUAAGCCUUAACACAAUUACUUCUUUUAUAUGUCAUUGAAUCAUAAUAUGACACAGGCAUGGUUUCCAACAAACUAAUAUCAAACAUUUAAAUGAAUAAUUCAAUCAUUAUUAUUAUGACCACACACUGAGAAACAGCCUGUAAAUGCCAGACUGCACACGGGAAACACCUGCUGUGCAGUAAAUACGUUCCCAUUCUAAUCAAUGAGGCAUCAUAUACAGGAUGCGUCUGAGCUCCGUCUCAGCUCUGUCCCAGUAGAGUCUUGACGCCAUGCUCUGCCAAAGAUACGUUCAGAGAAGAUCGUCCCAGACAGGAUAUCAAGAACGGUAAAGGUGUAUGCCAUCCGGUUAAUUCUAAAAUAAAACACCAUAUGCAGACUCUCGACUGUAUUUUGAAUCAUGUAGGUGAGAAAUACUUCCUGGUUAUGGAUUUAUUGGUAACCCUUUCUUUUACAGUACACUUAUUACCAGGUUAUUAACAGGUAAUUACCUAGUAACAACAUGAAAUUAUCUGGUAAUUACAUGACAACUACUAAGUCAAUACUGUCUAGUUUUUUUCUUUUUUCUGUGCAGCUCCAUUUUCAAAAGCUAUUUGGGGUUCUUAUUUUCUAUGAUUGACACUUGAUACAGCCUAUGGGAGUGCGAAGGUUGCAUAGCGAUACGCUGUUUGAGCCAAGCAUUAUCACAGCGACUCACCCGCCGAAUGCGUACAAUGCUACUGCGCAAGUGGUGGUUCCAGGAUGCAGAGAAAAUCCUGGAAAAACCAGAGCAGUUCGGCGUCAAGUUUGUAUGAUGAUGGAAGGUUACUUACCUGGUAACUAGACAGUAUUGACUUAGUAGUUAUCAUGUAAUUACAUGUUGUUACUAGGUAAUUACCUGGUAAUAAGUGUACCGUAAAAGAAAGCGUUACCGAUUUAUCAUUAACACAGAAAAGCCCCAUGGUCUAUCCCUAAUCCAUGUGGACACCAACAGGACUUAAAGCUGCUAAUUCUGUCUGAAGGUAACAGCACAGUAAGGUGAAACAUAGUUUAUUAAACACGAGUAAACCUGCAAUAACCCAAACUUAAAAAUCACGUUGCUUGUUCACACACAGUUGAAGCACAACAAUCACAAAAAAAUCUCAAACUUUUACUUUUUACUUUAAUUUGCAUGAUAAUUUAUUUCAGGAAGUCAAAAGUAGAUCAAAUACAGCCCCUCACCAACUCUGCCAGCUGAAAGAAAGUUGCGGACUGUCAUAGAAAAUGUGCUUUUUUUUCCCUCCUAAUGAAGAUCAUUCGGGCUGUUGUUGAUCAUUUGCCCUUGUCAGCCACCGUAGUGAUUCUGUUGGUGAAAAGUGUAAUUUGCCCUGUACACUUUGAUCAGCCAGUCAAUGCAGUGUUUCAGGGGGUGUGAAGGGCAUCUGUGGGGUGACUUAUUGACUUGCUGUAUUGACCUUUCCGUACUCACGCUCAGUGUGUGCAACAGAACAAUAAUGAUGAAUGGUGAUCAAUCAGAACCCAAUUUAACUCUAAAAUUAAUGAUGAGAGCCUGAUUUAUUAUGAUACACCCUGAUAUAUGAGUUGAGUUAGACAGCUUAGGCAUUAAAAAGGAUCCCUCAGACUUAUUAUCAUACAUGCAUCACUCUCUGUAUUUGAAUUUUACAUCUUAUAAAAACCUCCAGUUAGCAGUGAAGAUCUAUGAGGUACGGAGAGACGCUCACUCAAAAAAGGUCGUUAUGCAGCCAGACCUUUCAAGCUCAUUAAAGAGACUUGUAAUGUUAGCUGUAGGUGAGCUCUUAUCUCAGCUGUAGGCAGCCAUGUUUAAUGUGAUUUCAUGCAAAGUGAUUAGUAAAGGGGGAUGUGUGUAUCAUAGACUGUUGCUUGUUUUCUGGUGAGGUUACAAAAAAUCCAGAACAAUGAGUUUAAGAAGAGCUUUAGAGGUUGUGUUUCAUUAACCAUCUAAACUUAUCCCAUUUAUUUUGAUCCAUACUCACUCCUGUAUGCCCCCCCACAUCCUUGCAUAAAACCAAAUCUUUUGUUUUCUAUUCAUUGAAAGAGUCCUUGGACAAAAGCACCAGUGGAGAAAUAAUGAGGAUAUUUUCAGUAUUACUUUCAAGUUAUUUGAAGAGCACAAAACAUAGGCAUAGUGGUUCAUGGAUGAUAGGGAUAGGAAUCACUAGUGGCCCCACGAUACAAUAUUAUCACGAUACUUGGGCCAUGAUUUGAUAUCACUGUAAUUUUAAAGAUUUCAAAUACAUUGAGUAUUGAAAUACCAUUUAUUGUGAUUUACUAAUUGUUUUUUACCGAUAACGAGUAUUUUAUUUUCAUGUAUCACUUCUUACAAACCUGAUGUGUCAUGUCUACGGCUGGGCAAUAUGGCCUCAAAUCAAUAUCACAAUAUAUUAAGCAGUUCAGCUCGAUAAAAAUAAAUGGACUAUAACUGCUCCACAAGCUGCUCACCCCCUCCCACAUUAACUUUGUCUACUUUAGCCGCCGCUCCUUUUAACUGUCCUCCAUCUCCUCACCUGUCUUUCCCUCUUUGUUAUGGACUGGAUGGGGUGGAGUCAUGUCUCUGAAGUCAGACAGCGUCUUAAAGGGACAUGAGACUAUAGCCUACCUACACACAUCCAAAACCAACUUUUUUAAAAUAAUUUUUUGUGACACCAAAUAUAUUGACAUGAGCAAAAUGACGUUUGAUAUUGUCGUAAAAUGUGGUAUCUGUAAAUUUUCGGUUUAUCACCCAGCCCUAGUCAUUCCCACCUUAUUCGUGCCCUACUUGCAUUCCUUAUGUCCUUCCCUACUUUCUCCUGCUCCAUGACAAUGUCACCUCUGCUGACCUCACUUGACAAACAAUCGAUUUAUUUUUCCAUUAUCAUAGAUCUCAGUUCAUAUCAGCAGUUAUUUUGAAAAAAUUGAUACUUAGCGGAUGAAACGAUAAAAUAUAUCAAUAUAUUUCUCCCGGCCCUAAUGGAUGACCAGACUCUAGCAGAGAAAAGAAGUCAAGGUAUGUAUAAACAGCUUGUGAUCCCCGUCAUCAUAAGGAACCGGACCCCAGAUUGAAUACUGAGAAUUUGCACUAACUUGUGUUUAUAUAGUGUAUGGAUUACACUCUUCAUGCUUGUAGAAGUCUUAACACAGAUGGAGAUCUCAGUGAAACUUUUACAGUCAAAUAUGUCUGUACGGUCGAGAACAAUGUGGUCCAGUUUGUGGCCUCACAGGGUCAUCUUGAACAGAUUAUGGGGAACAAUUAAAGUCACCUUUUUAGAUGAAAUACUUCACUGGAGUUUUGACCUUCCAGAACUUCCCCCCUCCACCUCCAUUAUGAAAGUACAGCUGGGCCAUUAAGUUCUCCUCUCCAUCAAUGGCUCCUACCUAGGACAUCACUAAACUGCCAGAUGUCUGCUUCAGAUAGCAAACUGGCAACCAUGACAGUUCAGUUCUUGCAGCUCAUUGAAAAGUAUAUAGUAAAUAUUGUUUUUUUCAACCCCCAUGUCCUUACAUUUUGCGAUCGCAGGGUCUUAAAACAAGUCGGCUUGCAUGUCGUAUUUCAUCCGUGUCAUGUAGAAUAAUUGCUGGAUUGGUUCAGCUCUAAUCUUUAGCUGUUAGCUUGUAUGUGGGCUGGCGGAGGACCGAGGGGGGAGGAGGAGGAAGAGGGGGAGGAUAGAGAGGGGGAUGGCAGGAGUUAAAAAAAGACAAAGCUAUGAGGGAAUAUUGACAGACUGUACAGUAGAGGCAAGAAACAGCACUGCUAAACAUACAGCAGCACAGUCGAGAACAGCAUGCGGCGCUUCAAUCAUUUUUGGCCCAAAAUGAGCCUGACACAGUGUUGAGCUAUCGAGCUCUCUGCUGCUAUUGUUGGCCGCUGAUUGCUCGUGGCUGCAGAAAAGCCUGUUUGAAUUAGAAAAUGAAAGUGAGCAGAGAUAGUGGCAUAUUGACUGGCAUUGACAGUGGACGGAGGGGGAGAGGGAGAGGGAGGGGCAGCAGAGAUGGGGGGAGUAUUGACAGAUGAAGAGAACAGGAGAUAGAGCACUCUCUCUUCCUAAUAGGAUUAUUGUGUAAAUGUGUUUGUCUGAAGGGCCGCCUCUAGAGGCCUCCAAAUAUGUGUGUGUGUGUGUGUGUGUGUGUGUGUGUGUGUGUGUGUGUGUGUGUGUGUGUGUGUGUGUGUGUGUGUGUGUGUGUGUGUUUAGGACAAGCGAUAGGAAGUGAGGAAAAAGAGCAGUUUUGGGAGCAUAAAAUUCAGAACAACUUGGAUGGAUAAUUGGGCAUGUGUAAUUCUUAUGGCAGUUUUGGAAGCAUUUCAGAUAAACCAACACAGAUCUGUUCUAGUGUCCCGCUCAAGCUGGGUUCAGACAGUAGGAAGAAGUGCCACAAAGCGCCCCAUAGCGCUGCAAAAUGCUGCUCGCCUCCGUUCAGUGCCCAUUUCAACUAAUUAGGCUUUUCAGACAGGAAGUGGCUAUCAUAUCAGUUCUGUUUAACUUUUAGCAGUAAGCCAAUCUGGCAAAAAAACCCACAAAGAUAUGCUGAUUUAAUCUUUAUUAAGUUUUUCAAUUGCAGAUUAUGAUAUAGAUCAUAUGACCCUGACAAUCUUAAAAAGCAUCCCUUACUAAUCCUAAUUGGUGUUUGGCUGUAUAACAGUAUAUACCGUGUGAUGGUAUAAAAGUUUCUACUGGCUGAAAUUUUGCUUUACCAUUUAUACUGGGGAGAGAGAGAGAGAGAAAGAGAGAGCGCAGAUGUCUGCUGCAUCUCUCUGGGUCAGUGUGUAGUUGUCGGUGCUCCCUAAUAGGGAUGCACCAAUCGGUGCAAUCACCGAUAUUUGAUAUCGGUAUUGGUCCCGAUACUGAAUGGGCCUGAUGCAUAGGGGCCGAUCUCUUCAGUCUAACUCUAUGCUAUGCGCCGUGAGUGGCAUCCACAAGUUAACAUGCUGAGCGGUUGCCCACAUUGUUUUCAAAAUGGAGUGACCAAAGGGGUCUGCUAUCUUGAACUUUAUCACAAUACUUAAGCCUACAAGCUCGACAGCCAAGUAAAUGUUCCGAGGGGUGAUGGUAAAACUUCAGGUCACAACAAAAGGUAAUUCAGUGCGGCUUUUCUGCAUCGGAAUUGGAUCGGUAUCAGCCGAUAUUAAACUGUAGAUAUCUGUAUCGGUAUUGGAGGUGAAAAAAGUGGAUCAGUGCAUCCCUACUCGCUAACAGGAAAGCUGGAGCGAAUCUGUUGUGUUUCCGUAUAUUCACUAGCGUGUCAUGCAGAGUUUGUUUGAUGGGUCAGGUUUGGGUGCGCUCCCUAUAAGCAGACUGCUUGGCACAGUUUCAACAAAGAAGAAACUGCUUCACUGGUGGUGGUCAUGGCAGACGUGGAGAUUAGUGGCAGUACUGAGCAAAUGGGGGCAGCCCGACCGACCCAACAUGAGAAAGAGGAGGAAGAACUAGUUCUGAAAAGGGCGCAAGUCGUGACAUUGGUUGUCUGGAGAUUCUUCUGAUUUAGAAAAUCUGACAGUGAUCAAGUGUCGUGUGGAUGUCAUUGCUGGAGGAGGAAACACCAGCAACCUCUUCCACUACCUAAAGAUGAAACACGGCAAGCUCUAUGAGAGAAAAUCGUUAGACUGGUCCGACAUUUUGUUCGCAUUUGUAAACAAAUCCGAGUUUAAAAAUAAAAGGAAAAUGAAUGAAUGCGACAGUAUGGUUAUUUUUGAGCCAUGAAUUGAAUUCACGGAGGGAAAAAACAUACCGUGAUAAAUACCGUUACCCUGAUAUGAAAUCACUCAUACCGUGAUAUAAGAUCUUGUUCAUACCGCCCAACACUAGUCCUUAUCCUAUAAUUUCUUCCCAUUUCAGUGGUGGGCCUCUUGACUCCCACAUUCCCCCCCAACCUCCGUUAGACUGCAGUUUUAAAUGUCAUGAAAACUUUUUAUAAUCAUCAUCAACUCAAUCAGAACUUUCCUUAACACUGUGGAGGAGUGCUGUCCUAGCAUAAUGUUUGUUAGUUUCCCUAAUGCUCUUUUAUCAGCCCCAACACUAAAUCAGUGCUGCUGCUCAAACUAAGCUCUGCCUGUCAGCCUGUCUACUCCCAUUCACCACAAUCCACUCACACAGAUGGAAAAACAAAAGCUCUGCAAAUAUGACAUCUCUCAUAUUCCAAAUGGAAUCACUGCACUUCCUAAUGAACGCUGACGAAAUACUCCGCCUAAAAGUCUGCAGCAUUGUGAAACGGUAAAAUUAUCAUGGUGUAAUGGGAAGGGUGAUCCAAAUACUUUCUUUGGCUGUAAUAUUAUCCGCCUUACUCAAAAUUACACAUGCUGCUGUGUUUCAGAUAUCCCUUUAAGGCUUCGCGCUCCAGUGCUUGUCAUGAGUGUUGGCGGUUUGUUGGAAGCUGGUAUCAGAGAGGUGGAUGGCAGGAAGUAAGCGUGGUGGUGGUGGUGGAGCAGGUCAUAUGAGCAGACCUGGUGAUGAAGAAUUGAUGCAUUGAACGGGCUUGCUGCUUGCUUUUCUGACUCCACAGGGGUGCGGUGUUGUUGCUGGAUGGAUAUUGAUUAGUUCUGUUGGUGGGGUGAUUAUGUGUGACAGGAAAUAAAUGUGACCUCAGCUGCAAGCCUACCAACUCUAUUCAGCUUGCAACAUCCGGUGCAUGAGUGUAAAAACACUGAAAUUCAAACACACACACGUAAAAUUAAAGCAAUCUCUCAAAAUGAUCAACCACAAUUGAAAUCCUUUGUAUUCGGUUUUAGUCAACUCAAAGAGCGUAAUAUGAAGUUGUGAAAUAACAGAGCAAGAACAUGCAGAAAAAAAAAAACUGUGUCCAGCUCAGGGUGGCCACAUUUUGGUAGCAUAGGAAGCCCUUUGCAUAUUCAUGAGAUCUUCAAAUGGAUUUUUUUACAUAUGCUGUGUGGACUUAUUGGCUGCUCUAGCUUGGCUCUGCUUUUCAAGUCAUCUCGUUUUUAUUAAAGGUCCGGCGAUUAUUUUGGCCAUGGGCUCUGAUGCAGCAGUCCCUUACUCUUGCAUUCACUGCUGGUAUGUUGUAUGUGCCGACCCUGUUCAAAAAAAUUUACUACACGAGCUCAUACUGAGUGAAAACCAGAUGGAAUGGCAUGUCGCUGCAGGAUGUCAUUGUCAUCCCUAAACUUCUUUGCUUCUCACAAGGCGUGAGUAAUCAAAACCAAAAACCCCAGACAUGAAUUCAGUUGACCCAAGUUUUCCACCAGUCCAAGUAUACGCGAUACUCCUCUGUUGUCUUUCAAACUCGUUUCUCACCACAUCAUCACAAGCUGCCUCUUUGGCCACACUUCUGUCAGCGUAAUACAAUCUUGAGUGACAGAGAGGCAGCUGUGUCAGAAACAUACCAGUUGUAAAGCUUUAUCUGUUGUUUAAAAAGUAAACUCCAACAAGAAAACAGCAAAAGAAGAGACUGGUAACAGCUUGUUGGCACAGCCUUAUGUCUAUCAUGGGUGGGAAAAAUAUUGAUUCGAUAUAAGCGUGGUACAAAUUUUAGUUUGCUGGAGGCUAAUUAUAGAUAUUUGGAUUGAGAAACUUCUCUUAACUGAUUCCCGAUUUCACUACUUCGUGACUUCUCACAUUGGCACGAAUCAUAUGAAUAAAAGUUGGAGGCCAGCAGUUUAUAAGUUAAAGAAGUUUAUAGCAGCAUAAUAUCAAGGGAAGACAGCAGUACGCUAGUCGACUUGGAAUAGCAGCUGAGAGAUGUGUUGGCUGCUUUAAAAUCAAAACGAGAAAGAAGAAAAAGAUUUUCCACUGCUUUAUGUCGUGAUGAGGGGAAGAUGGAGAAUAUGCUGAGGUUUUCAGAGAAGAGUUGAUAAAAUUAUACAAUAUCAGCAACAACUACCAAUGUAAUAUGAUGUGAUCCAUACAAGAGCAGGCCAGGGCAAGUAGUCAGGUUUCAAUUUCAUUUCAUUCAAUUUCUUACAGGUCAUUUGUCGUUUUCAAGUCUGCACCUUUAUAACAUCAAGACUUAGGGGUACGUUUGAUACAGGUCAAUGUCACUGUCAAGUUUGGCAAAUGUUAGCCUCAGUCACUCUGAAUGUACACACACACACACACACACUGUGGCCACAUUUAUAAUUUCCUUGAGGGAACCCUCCCAAAAAAAUAAAUAAAGUUGUAUUAAAUCUAAUCUAGUGACACUGUGUACUGCUGAAGCGCAACAUGUUGAAGAAGACACAGUGGUCCACAAUCAUUUCUUUGCACUCCCAAACUUUGUGAGACACAGCAGGUGGCACAAUAUUCCUGAGUCUUAAUUUUCAUAUUUUCAUGAUCAUUGGGAGCCGCAGUUGUAAUUGAAAUUGAAAAUUAAACUCCAAUUAAUCGCCCAUUUUUAGCAGCACCACACACUUUGCAAAUUGCAUCUGAUUUUAUUAAGUUCUUUCUCCAUUAAAACCCACAUCGUUCAUUCAACUUCUGUUAUGUUUGUUUUACACACCUCCUUUACUAUUCUCCAAUACAAAAGUUUACUUCCAGGGCGCACAUACAGUAGUGUACUUUCCCAGUGCAGGUUUACCCUUUUAUCUUAUUUGGAUCUACUGUUGAAGGAAUAAAAUAAGAACAAAUCAAAAAGUUAAAAUUAUUUGUUUGCUCGUAUUUGUGUAAAAAAAGUAUGCAUAGAACAUCUCACCUUAAAUGCACUGGAUUUGACCUGCGCAGACAUUCAACAACUGCUGCAUCUACAUUUCAAACCUGCAUCCAUACAUAACUGCUCUUCUGAUGCUCUCAGUUAAUCUGCCCACCACUGCUUCAUAGCCACUUUCACUCACUAUGAGUGGACUCAACAGUCCACCAAGUGCUACAGGAUAAUUACUGCCCAGUUUAUAGGCAGGUAGUGGGACCCUGCUCUUUUUGUAUUGUUCAGUUAAUCAGAUAUUACAGUGCAUUAUUUUAUCAUUGUUUUGCAUUACAGGAUUGUUGUUUUGUGAUAUAUUUUUGUUGAGAGCCAGGUAUCGUGUAUCCCAUCAUAUAUCAUUUAAAUUUGAUAUAGUAUUGAAAGUUGCCAGCCCUGAUGGCUUUAAAACAGCCAGAGAGCUUUUAGCACUGACUUAAAUCAAAGCCCCUUGGAUUUAGUAAUGUAGCUUUUGAAAUUCUCAUCUUUACGAUUCAAUCCAUGAUUUAUUUAAGCAGUCUCAGCAGGGGCCUUGCUUAAUUCUGCCAUCAGUCUGUUAGUAGCCAAUGAUGCAAGGCACCCAUCAACAAUGACACUUAUCUCUGUGUGCCGCCUGGCUUCCACCAGACCUAACAACUUUUUCCACAGAAACCGGUGUCAGGAUUAUCUUAUCAGUACGGCUUAACUGGUGGGUGUCCUCCUGCGUUUAAUUAACUGAUUGGUGUAAUUUUAUAUAAGGUCACUCAAUAGAUCAAGCAAGUUAAUUUUAAAUGAAGCUUCAGCCAGGAUUAAAGGAUAAUCCACUUAAACUGCACACGAGGAUCGUAAAUUUUGAAUUAGCCUGAUGGUUUUGAUUUUUGUCAUACCUGUUAAUAAAGCUUCACGUUUCAAAAAGUGGAGCAUUUCUUUCUGAGAGCUCUCUGGAGAUCACUCAGUGUCUUGAUCUUUUCACACACACACACACACACAGAUCCAACCCUCCACAAAAAGAGUUGAAUUGUUUGUUGUUUUUUUCUUUACCUCAUCCAUAUUUUCUCUCUGUUUUCAGACCAAGCUAUGACUAAAGUACAGAUAUUUUCAUGUGGACCUGUUGUUUCUUUUUGUUAAUUUUAUAAAAUCUGAGGACCCUGUGUUUUUCUUAUUUGAGAAAGGUUUGCUCAUUUAUUUUAUCAAGCGCAAAGUUAACUUGGCUCUGAGGACCAUAAAAAUAACCAAAAACCAUUUUGUCAAAGUAAAUCAUUGAUUAAUUUAGCCAUCUGUAAACAAGGAUGUUUGUGUUCACAUUUUGUGUGUCUUUGUGUGUGUGUGUCUGUAUUUGAGGAUAAAUAAAAUCAUGAGUAAUGAAAGCCUGUGAUCUGGCAGGAAUUUCUGGUGAAUCUGGAGCCUCAGAGCUUUUCUUUGGAGCGGGUGGGUGGGAGGGUGGGGUUGUCAACAAGCAGGAGGCAAUUUUAAUUAGCUAUGCUGUUGUUGAAGAACUAAUCAGCUUUAUGCAAGGAUCUCACGCACACAGACUGACACACAUACAAAUGCGUUAAAGGAAGCUUGUGGAAAUAGUGGAAUGUGCUUGUCGGGGGGUGGGGAUGGGGAGUGGAGGGGAUGAGCGGCAAAGAGGGACAGGAGGCUAUAAUGGGAUGCUUUGAAUUUAACAAAAUUAACACACAGCCCUGUAUUUUGUUUGGUCCUCAUCCCGUGCACAAGCUCAGCUACAGUUUGUUGGUUCAUUACAGAACAUGGAACUAUGGGAAGACUUUUUAAUUAAACCUAACCCCCCAACACUGUGUUAUUUAGAUUUACUCUAAAUUGCAUUAUCACAAAUGCUUAGAGUUUGUCAGAGCAGUGGAACAACCUACUUAAGUUUUCUUUGCAUCUGUCUGUAUCAGGUCUGCCAAGAUUAGUUGACUUGUCACAAUGACAUGGACUAUCAAAAUUGUUGGUGACUAAUUUAACAAUCAAUGUUGUCUGGGUUUUUUUAUUUUUUUAUGAAGCUUUUUUUUUCUUUUCAAAACUGCCACUGUACUUUCCACUGUCUUGUCUCACUUGUCGUUGUCUGUCCUUGAUGCCAGUUGUGGUUAUCCAGGUAAGCAGUGAUGUCUAUGGAAAAGUGAUGCCCGAACAGAGUUGCGGCUUACCGGCAACGGAGCUCAACAGUUUGGGAGCAUUUUUCCAAACUGAAAGACAAGCAUGUGCAAUGCAAAAUCUACAAGACAGAACUUGCCAUCUAUGGCAGCAUGGCGGCGAUACACGAGCAUCUGAAAAGAAAGUAUGUCGUAGCGGUUUCCGUUUCCAACAGUCAUCAGUCGUCUCGGUAAGCUAAGGUUGGCUAGUUGGCUGCUAACAUAAAAGUCAACAUUGAGCUUCUCACGUUAACGUUAACGAUGACGAUUUCAUUAACCUUAGCACAUACCUCGAAUACUUAAAGCUGGAAGCUAAUGAUGGUUAUAUUGGAACUAAGAAUGCACCGAUCCACAUUUUUUCACAUCCGAUCUGAUCUUGUUUCCUGAAUUUGUAUAUCUGACUAUACCACUACCAUUCCGAUACCAGAGCUCUGUUAGCUUUAUCAUCAUUAUUAUCAUUAAUGUUUAUUUUAUACGAGGCAAUGAUAAACUCCACUCUACAGGCAAGUAUAUGUACGUAUGUUUUUCCUGAACAGAGUCAUGUCUCAUCUCUGUGUCUCAUUGAGACACGCCACCGUUCAGGAAAUCCAUUGCACAGUUUGCAGUCAGCUAGCAGACAGACCGGCAAGAAUCACUUGUACAUGAUUACAGAAGACAAAGUUAAAGCAAAGACAUGACUUCUGGAUCAGAAAUUUGCACAGGUUGGAUCGGAAAUUUCCGAUCCAUGAAUUAUGUUGGUAUCGGAAGCCAAUAUUGAUACUGGAUCGGAUUGGCCCCAUCCCUAAUUAGAGCAUCUGCAUGCUGGUGCAAUAAGCUGUAAUUUACGUCUGAUCCGAUUUGUCGACUAAUUGCAAAAAUAAUCGGCGACUCGUUGAUUAUCAAAAUAAUUGUUGGUGGCAGCCCACAUUCUGUAUGAGUGUGUUUGUUUGAUACUGAAUCAUUUAUCUUACAGUCAACAUAAGAGAGGAGUGUCCUGGGUUUUUGUCAUGUAUCAAUGACAUGUUGUUCAUGCACAAGUCACAAUGGCGAUCAUAUUGGGUACAACCUAUUUCUUUAGAACUAGCAAAACAAAGUAGGAAAGUCAGUGCAGCGCUGACUGAAGACAGCAGCAGCACAAAGCCAGCAGGGCGAGUUUAAUAGAUGUAAACAUGCUUUAAGGAGCUACAAUGGUACGUCUAUAAAGGCGACAAUAGCAGAGAAUCAACUCCAGAGUCCAUCAGUGGAGCAGCUCCAGAGAACAGAAAAGAGUCUCCUCUUUUCUUUGUAACUUACCUGUUGUUAUCCUCCUCACCCAUUUGUCUUUUUCACACUCUCUUUUCUCUCUGCUCCCCUCUGGAGCCUGGUGCCAGACACCUCACAGUCACUGCUGCUUACAGGCUGUAGCUCCCUUCUCUAAAUGGGCAGUGCCUUUGGUUGGUUCAUAGGGUGAAAGGCAAAGGGGUCACAGUGGUCAACAUCACAGACUCAAGUGUUCUGCUUAAUAUUCAAGCAAUACAAAGACACUUCACUUCAACCCCCACAGUCAGACUUGCUGGGAGGAAAUUCAGCUCAUAUGAACAGACACCGUGGGGGAAAACAGUCAGAUUUUAGUCAGACCUUGAUUUGUCAAGUUCAGUUUGGACAACAGGUUCUUCUCCAGGGUACUCUACAUACAGUGAAGUCAAAGGUAAAUGGAUGAAACCCAGCAUUGGUAUGACUAACUAUCUAUACAGAUGAAAAAGUGUUCAGUUGGACUAAAUCAGUCUAACAUGAAAUGUGAUGAAGAGUCAGAGACAUGCUAUUUAGAAGUGUUUUAAAAAAGUUAGUUCUUGGAUAUACAGUGAAACUCUUGUAUUCACAUGGGUGCUGUAAGACAACUGUUUCGGUGUUCAGCAGCUAAUCGCAUAUUUAGCAUAACUAGCAGAAACAGUUAAUAGUUUUAACUGCUCACAGCCCCAAAGGCCUUUAGAUCUGCCGGGUUAAUAAGCUUUUUAGCAUCUAGCAGACUAAGGUCAAGGGGUGAGCGAGCCUUUGCUGUGCUGGCACUUCAGCUUCACUUUUCUUCACGCUGGCAGUCAGUCUGCUGACACGGAUGGUCAGCAGUUGGCCUCAUUUAUUUCCCUUUUAUCUAUUUCCCUACUAUGUGAUCUUUGACUUGGGCUUUUCUUUUUUGUUUGUAUUCUUAAGUGCAUCUCUAUGUUCUCAGCCGAAGGAGAAUUUAUUUUAUUUUCUGAAGGCUCAUUUGGCAGGAAAGCCUGAUUUUGACGGAUCAUUUUCCAAGCUUCAAUCAGCUGGUUUGUGUCUUGAUGAAAUGCUAACCCCACCGCUCAAAAAUUUCUGCAGGCGGCUGUUUUUAUUUCUUGGGUGGAUUUUAUUGUGCCAGGCUGUCUGUGCACAAAAAACCUUCAUGAAAUAAAUCACAUCUGAACAUGUAUUACUUUUCCAGACUCGACUGUAUUCAGGGUCUCUAUCUGACAAAUGUUUUUAAUUAUCUGUCUUCUUUGUAGUUCCUUAAGGCAAGUGGUAAUGUUGCUGUUUUCCUCUAAAUUAAUAUAAGUAUUUGAAAUAUGUAAUUCUAAGUACUGGUGUGGACCACAUCUUUAGUAAGCUGCAGAUAUUCCUGCACUAAUUGCAUAAAUGCAUGAAGGCUUAUUUUACAUAUUUAGUCAUGCAUCACGCCCUCUUGUUCGUGUGUGUGUCUGUGAGAGAGGGAGAAAAGGAGAGCGAUUUUUAGUCUGAGUUGAUACUUUUUGUCGCAGGUAGUCGGUUUCCAACACACCACAAAUGUGAAGCAUCCAAGGGUCACAGAAUUAUGAAGGCAACGGUUGCUAGGAGACCAUCCAUCCACACUUUGGUGUUCAAGAGAAUCCAGCAUGUACUACUGCAUCAAACCAAGAGUCUCACACACAAAGGCAUGAACACGGAGACAGACAUACACACACACACAAGGAAAAGACAAACAUGCACGUUUUGUUACUCCUUUGUAUUUGCGCUUACACACAAACACAUACAUAGACACACAAAAGCUGGAAGAUGUGCGAACAGAAAACAAAGACAGAUGGCCAGAGAAAGGCUGUCAUGAGUUAUUGAGCAGGUGACGGUUUUUGUCUGCAGACUUCUUGAAGUCUGUGCAGAGCAGACACGUGUCCCCCCCCCCCCCCUUCCUUAAGAAAGAGACUAAAUUUUCGGUAUAUUUGAAAUGAGGCUGAAAUAAAACGGUCAGCGGGCAGAUAUGUCAUAUAUGCUGCUUUUCAGCCUUGCAGGAAAAUUGGAUUUUAACAUAAUAAACCCCAGAGUGCAAAAGUUUCACCGCCAAUUAUCAGUUGAAUAAUGUGUCACUGUUUUAGCCCUUAGCUGAGAAUUGCUAACUGGAAAAGACGACACUUUUCGCUGUAGUCUACAGUGAAACAUGUUACUCAGAGUCUGUUGCACAUCCAUGGCUGGCUUCAGGGGGCAAACUCUACCGAAAGCAGUGCUUCCCCAUCCCCCCUCUCCUGAUCUCAUGAAAUUAAAGAAGGGUGGGUGUCCCUCAUGAUAAUUGUAAAGUGUCAAUCAUACUGCUUUGGUCAGAUAUGACCAUUGGCCCACAAUUGCACUUAGCUGUGAGACAACAAGCAUGAUUGCAGCCAAAACAGAAACAACACACAUACAUUGUAGUCUGAGUAACAAUCAUGGUUUCACAAUGCUUUCACAACCACUUGUGUUUUAAUGUAGUUUUAGAAUAGCAGCACUUAAUGUAAGGAGCAUAAGGUAUGAAUUAUUAACCUCUUCAAACCUCAAACCUACAUAGUUCAAGUGUUGAAUGUAUUUUUUCCUACACCUAAAUAGUAAAGCUCGACAUUUAGGCUGUAUAUGAAACACUCUGAACGCAGCACAGAGAUGUUUCUGAAUGAAGAUCAUCAUAUGCUGACAGGGUCUGUCAUUCUGAGCCAGGGCCGAGAAAUGAAAGAAUCUGAGCGUCACACUUGUAUACCUUGAAAUGCUACAAGCUCAAAUCUGUUUCCCCAGGCUGCUGUUGGGAGACUGGCUGUCUUCAGUAUGUGAACACGCUGCUGCUCCUUCCGCUGCUGCUGCUGCAGCUAUUUUUAGUGUGUGGGUGUUGAGAGGUCCAGAUCAGCCUACCAGAUCAUGGAAGCUCCACAGAGACUCCACCACCACCACUGGUGCAGGAACACACACACAGAGGACUAUAUAACAGUAUGGCGGGGGUGGUGAUCGAGAAUGAAAUCUGAUGUGAUGAGACAAAAUAGUUCUCAAUACAACUGUCUAAUUCCUCCAUGGGGAGGGAGGGAGAGGCUAACCUGCUGGAAAAUUUGCAUUUUGUUUCGACAUUAAAGAAUAUAGAGGUUAAUAGUAGGUCUGGGCGAUAUGGCCUCAAAUCAAUAUCACGAUAUACUGAGCAGUUCACCUCGAUAACUAUAAAUAGACAAUAACUACUCUACAAGCUGCUCACCCCCUCCCAGAUUAACUUCGUCUACUUCAGCCGCUGCUCCAGCCACUUCCACUUUUGAACCGUCUUCCAUCUCCUCACCUGUCUUUCCCUCUUUGUUACAGACUGGAUGAGGUGGAGUCACGUCUCUGAUGUAGGACAGCAUCUUAAAGGGACAUGAGAUUAUAGCCUACCUACACACAUCCAAAAACAACUUUUAUUUAUUUUUUUUUUUGUCACCAAAUAUAUUGACAUGGGCAAAAUGAUGUCGGUUAUUGUCGUAAAUUUUGGUAUAGGUAAAUUUUCGGUUUAUCGCCCAGCCCUAGUUAUAAAGACGAAAAUGACUGUGCUCUGUCUAAUUCAAUGUGACCAGGCAAUCAGGAAACAAUGUUGAAUAUUUUCAUCAUGGUGGUUUAAAAUUUGGUAUCGUCUUGACUGAUAAUAAACACAAUCAUAUCAAAAAUUGCUCUUGCAAUCAAGCUUUAGUAAGGUUUGAUCUGGAGACUUGAUUCACAAUGCCAACCAGCCAAGAUACCCAGCUGUGGCUUAAAAUCAUCCUUUCCAGGCUAUAAUGCUGAUUUGCCAGUGCGUAAUCUCAAUAUGGAUUUGGUUGACAGUGUUCAGCUUGCUGUUAGUGGUUGUCGUGUUGCCUGCACAGAAACCGAACCAAAAAAGUUGUGUCUACCUUUUAAAGAACUGGAUUGAAAAACCGGAAACACACACAGUUGUAUCUGAAUGGGGAGCACACCAACAUCUAUGUAAUAACAACAAAGUGGAAGCAGUGCAGUUUUAGUUACAACAUGAUCCUGUUUGGCACUGGUCCUGUGAAAGUGCUCUUUGCUAUAACUUCUGUAAAAUGUGCAGUUUCUGCACAGCUCAUCUUAUUUCUCCCCAGCACCAAAUCUCUCUACCAAGCACAAAUUGUGAGGGAUGUCCAGUCAGCCUUUCUGGUCCUCGGUCCUGAUCUUAUACUUCAAUAUUAAGUAUCUGCUGAUGCUGAGCCACAAUACAAUAGUUGUAUUCGCUUAGAUAAUUGAGCUGCACAAAAUCAUUUCAGAUAUCUGCAGCUUAUUUGUUUUUAACUGAGACCAACUAGGAUUGUUUUAAAACCCCCAUGUGUGAGACCCAUCAAACUAGCACGCAUUUAAUAGCAUACUGCUGUGAAAGCAAUUCUCACGAGACACUGCAAGCUUAACAGUGGUGGCAACUGGCUGCUAGACCAAGAAUGUAAAUAUUAGACAUGAACCGAGCUUUCUAACCUUACUUUUUAAUGGCUGUUUAUUUUUUUCCGACAAAUGAUAUAACAAUAUCAACUGACCUAGAUUUCUUUGAGAGAAAGUGGAGGAGUCACUCAGCAAUGACAUGUGACAUGGAGCAAACAUUUGAGCCAAAACAAACAGAUGUCAUGUCAUGUUUACAUCACUUUGUACUGUAUGUACAGAUUCUUAGCUCCAGUAUCCAAGAUGGAUGGACAUAUCGCAUAUCCGUAAAACAACAAAAACCUGCAUUUUCAACCAUGGAGAUGGUCCUAUGGUCUAAAUAAAUGAACUCAACCACUUUCUCUGUUACCUUAUUGGCCUACUCGCUCUCAUAGGGGUAUUUAUCCUUUCUUUAGACAUCUAGAGUUUGUUGCUUCAGAAGAGCAGCCUUUUGAUUUUGUAGAUUUAGUAAACUUAUAUCAUUUUAUUGCACGUUCAGUAUCGAGUAUGUUGUAUCAAAUUCACACUGCUGGCAUUUUAGCCAGGGGAUUCAAAUUUACCUAUGUAUCAGGCUGUUUCAUCUUUGGUAUAUUUGAACCAUGUAUCCCUGGAGAGUUACAUCAGGCUGCCGUAAAGUGGUUGUUGUCGCCGUAAUCUGGCUUGCUAAGAAAACUAUCGUUUUCAUGAUCAGUGACAGCUGAGUUAAGCGAUCAGAGAAGAUAAUUGGCUCAAACAGCACAGAUCAAUUUAAAAAAUGCUCAGGUUUUCUCCUUAUUGGAUUGUAAUUUGGACAAUACAAUAAAUAACUCUUUAUAUUUAGAUUUACAAUUAAAUUAAAUCGACUUGAAAAAUAAUCCAAUUUGUGUUUGUGAACACUCACGAGAUGUUCCUACAAGCACAAUGAUAGUUUUGGACAUGUCAUCCAUCCCUGAACUAAGUACAAUCAGUCUUUCUACAGUAAAGGUCAUUUUUUCCCCCAGUUUUCUUCUGUAUUCAGCAGACUUGAACCUGGAAUGCCUCCUGAAGAGGAGGAGAGGAUGAGAUUAUGGCAGAGGACAGAGGAAAUCAUCCUGCAGCUAAAUGUUCGUCAAGGGGGAGAGAGAGCAUUUAUCGAUCUGUUAAUGACGGAAAUGGGAGGGAGAAAGAGGGCUCUUCUAGAGGGUGACCUCAGGGCAUCCUCUGUGCAGACUGGAUGAGAUUCAUGAAGGUAUUGCAGACCGACUUAAGCAGGAUGUGAAAGACAAGGACAAACAACAAAUUAUUUUUCAGGACCUUUCCCUAAGGCUGCACCAGACCUGCUCAUGUUUCAAAAAAGAUGAAUGCCACUGGGACGAGGCUAAGCCAGGACUGUUUGUAAAUGUGUCAAUCACGGCUGCAGAUACAGGUGAGAUUACAAAUGAUGCAGAUACCUUCUUUCACAUCAAAAUGAAUCUGUUUCAAAAGAAAUUCAGGUGUGAAAGAGAGUGUAUAUCUGUAAGUCAAAUCUCUUCACUGUUUUUAGCUUGUUAGCAAGUUUGUUAUCAGCUGAUCUAUUUCCAGAGUUCUUCUCCACUCCAAAGCAAAUCAAUCAUGUAAUCUAAUUUGGUUCAAAGAAUAAAUUUGUGUUCAAAUUUAUGUUGUUUUUUUUCCCCAGGAGCUCGUUGGUGGUGCCGUAGGGACUACUAACUUAAGCUAAGCUAAUUUCUCUGUAAAAAUCUCGAUGUUCCAUGAGUAAACCCCUGUAAAUCACCAAGUUUGAAACAAAGACGGGGUUACUUUAAAGUUUUAGUGUUCCCUCAUUUGUCUGACAGCUAGUCGGUGUCCCACCAGUAUAUGUGACACUCAAAGGCUGAUUUUAGAGUUUGAUGAGGGGCUGAAAUGGAAAAGGAGACGACGCAGUCUGAUUUUUGUGCUGAGCAGCUUAUUUCUAUUUUGACUGAAACAGUUUCGAGGCUUAUAAAGCUGUGGUAUGGGUCCACACAGUUUUGGACCUUGGCUAUCAUACUUCUUAAAGGGAUAUUCUGGCGUACAUUUAAGUUAGGGUCAAACACACUGUAACACUGAGUUAGACACCCUCUUGAGAGAUGAAUGUUGCCGACUGCUUGCUUCUCUAGUUAUACCAGCCGUGUGACAGCAAUACACAGCGGUCUAUGGCUCAACCUCAACCAAAAAGCCACUCUAUAGCCACAAAUAAUGCUCAGAACAGCACCUAACUUCAUUAACAGUAAAUAUAGGGUCCCAGCCAUAGCACUAGCCACCAAACAUCUUUUUUAGCUUUGCCUAAUUUCUUUAGCAAAGAGAACAAACACAACUCAUUCACUCUCUUCCAGCAGCCGCUUGUUUGUGGGGGAAGCCCGGACAAGUCAAUCACCGAGUGCAGCGAAUCAUUUCCUUUGAGUAAUAAUCAUCAUAUUAAUCAUUUUGCACUGCAGACGCGGUAGUUCUUCUGCCUUCUGCACAAUUUCAGGGCUUCACAGCCAUGAAGUUCCCAACAUAGAACCUACAGUAGAAGAUGUUUUGAACAUACUAAAGCAGCAUUUGAGAUUUAGACAACUGUGGUCGCCAGCAAAAAGCACACAUCGUGAGAUUGAUGUCUACUUCCUUCCCAUUCACUUGCUGUCAGGAUUUAACAGCUAACCAUCAGCUCGACAGAUUUCGUACAGACUUUGGACCAAGACUUUGCGCUGACAGUCAACGAAAGUCUUCAACAGUCAGGUUAAGUCGAUUUGGUCAUUUAAGUACAUACAGUACACACAUUUCCAGAAGUGCAGUGCAUUUGUGAAAGGGGCUUUUGAAUGUUUGUUUAACUGUUAACGCUUGCCCUUGUCAUUUACAGUAAUAAGUGAAACACAGGCAUGUGAGGUAUGUAAUCGGUCUUAGCGUCAAAGGUAAUCCUCAACCCACAGCAGAGUGUCAAGAGAAAGAGUCGAGACCAGAAGAGUCCAGUUCCAACUGUGACAACUCCUGGUAGAGUACAGAUCAAUAAUGUAUUAUUACAUAUUAAUACUAAAUCUAGUAUUCACUUAAAUUUAGUAUACACUUCAAUCUAGGUGUGGGAGAAGUAAUCGAUACAGCAUAGUAUCACAAUGUUUUGUCUGGUGAUAUAUUGUAUCGUCUCAUUUAUCAAAUCAUCGAUUUUUUUAAAUUAAUUGCUAAUAUAAAGUUAAAUCUAUGAUAAUGGAAAAAUACAAUCAGCUGUUUGUCCAUUGAGGUUGGCAGAGGUGAUGUCAUAGAGCAGAAGAAAGUUAGUACAACAAAUAUAUAAGGUUUGCAAGAUGUGCCACAUGAAAAUGAAAUACAGCGUAAAUGAGACAAACUUAAAGGAAAGAAAAAUGCUAAAUUAGCGAAACAGUUGAAAAAAUUGUAUAAAUUGCAUAGUAUUGUAUCACAAUACUCACUGUAUCGCAAAAUGUUAAAAAUCGCAAUAAUAUCGUAUCGUGAUAAUAUUGUAUUGUGGGGCCACUCUUGAUUCCCACCCCUACUUCAAACCCUGUAAACCUGGACUGUUUAGGUAUGGUGUUGAUUUUGAAAGACCUAGAUAUGGCUACAAAAGACGUGCUCUAUUGAGAAGACGUGCUAUAAGAAUUAAAGGUGACACCACUUCCCUUUUAGAAAUAAGUCAGUCAAGAGUUCAUCGCUGAAUCGUUUUGACUGUUGAUUUUUUUUUGUCUCUUGUGCAUAUCUUAACAAGAUUUUAGUUUUCAUAAAGCUCUGCUGUGUGAUUUCCAAGGAGGACAAGUAAGACGUCAGUGACGGGCCGCGUAAUGAUGUUGUCAUAUAUGACCUGAAGUAAUUACAGGCUCACAGUAAAAGGAAACCCAAGAGACGCUUACACUCUUCAUUGUGUCUGUCCUUGUGGGCCUAAACCCAUUGUACUUUUUUAAUUCAUUGGAUUACCACAGCUGGCAGCCACGGGGGAUACUUAUGAGGAUAAUAUGAGGAUGAUGAAAAGAGGAAAAGUUCACUUGACUUCUGAGCGGACAGGCAGGCAGGCAUGUGCUGGCUAGCAACACAUAGACAUGUACAAGAUGUCUCCAAGCUGUCAGUGUCAGCCUCCAGCCUGGAUGCAGCUCAGAGGACAGCUGCUGUCCUCGUGUCACUGAGUGACUGUUGGAGCUGAGCAGUUUCUAUUCCCUGUGUCAGAGCCCCGUCAUGACAGUAUAACACUUCAGCUCGGUCAUGAUGCUUUGUUUAUUGACACGCAAUUUCUGAGCACAGGAGCUGUUUACAUGAUGCCAGUUUAAAAAAAAGAACAGCAUAGGCCAGAUUAAAUGUGUGUCAGCACAUCAGUCAUUUGACAGGAAGGGUAAAUAUUUUUCCUGGAGUUGUGCAAUAAAUCACACAUAGGAAUUUAGUGAAAAUGCUUUAAAAAUUAAAUCACAGUGAGGCUAAAUCCAUCUGCCCAAGUGUUUCUCAUUUGUAUCUCGGCGUUAAAAACUCAAAUCUAAGCAGAAAUGAUCGAGCGCACUCUCAGUACAGAUGUGACACACAUGUCAAAUGUUGAACCCACCUGAAGCUUUAGUCUGCUGCUAAUUAAAUAUGAAAAUUAUACAUCUCCUUCCUUAUGUUUUUUCAUUUCUCUGAAAGCUUAAAGGAACAAAAAUAAAUAGCAGUUUGUGUUUGUUAAAGGGAUACUUCAGGGCUUUUUUAAAGUGAGGUUGUACCGUAUGUUUGACACAAUCACUAGCAAAAGUGUUCUAGCCACAACUGAUGCUGGUCAGCCUUGUCCCUUUUAUAGGAAACCACCAGCAGGGACAGAACACUGAUUAUGCUCCUGUUUUUAGCCAACUUUGUCACAUGUUUCAGCUAUUUUUCUUCCCUUUUCUUUGGAAAGUUUAUUUUCUGGCAUUUUGUUUUUAUUUGGAAAGUUUAGGAGACAGGGGGAUAAAGGGAGUAUCAUACAAACUGUUUGCUUAAGGCAUAACCUCCAUAUAUGGGAGGUAUACAAAUAACCACUACAAAAUAAGAUGUUUUUAAUGGUAAGAGCAAAACGGCUGAAGAUGUUGACUUUAAUAAGGAUUUGGGAGGAGCUGCAUUGAGAAAAGAAACUGGCAACCUUCCUAAAUGACAGUGAUUGGUACAGACAUCUGUCAAUCAAAAUUUCCAAAAUCAGUUUUUCUGUUCGUCUUUUUUGGUUUGCCGCCAAAAGAAAAACAGCAUGGUCACGAAAUUGAUGUGAUUUUAGAGAUAUUCACUGUAUUUUAGAGAAAAUUGUAGGUAUUCAGAAAGCAGGUAGAGGUGAUAGCCAAUCAAGCCUGAUUUUUCAGCUUCCAGCUGUCACGUAGGUCGCUGUUAGGUCAGCCCUCACUUCCAUGAGAAAUCAACCAUGAUUGCUAAUAUUAAGAUAUGUGACUGAGGGUGCGUGUGUGCGUUUCGAAAGUGAAAGAGCAGGCUAUGCAUUUAACAUGAGGCAGCUUGAAACUGGACAGAGCAGCCAUGAAUGUUUCAUAAGAUCCACACAGUUUAUUAGCCAUUGUGUGUGUGUGUGUGAGUUCAUUGUGUGAGGAGGUUAGAGAGCAGUAGGGUGUGGUGGUAAGUGCAGCUUCACAAAUACGAUGAUAAGGUCACGUUACAUUAUAUUGUUUGAUCUGAUUCAACAUUGUUCCAACAUCCACGUUUCUGUCUGUUGUGGUGCAGUCUGCAGCCUAAUGACAAAUGUCAUGCUGUGGUCUGUGCGUGCGUGUGUGUGUGUGUGACUGCAACACAAAUGUUGUGUCCUCUCACAAUUCUUUGUCAAGACUUCAAUCUGCAGGACUGUAAAAGAGAAUCUGUGAAGAAUUCCAGCUUCAAACUAUUGAAAACUGUGAACUAUAAAAGCAAAUACCAAGGAAUUGUUGUAUUUCUUCGUGCAGCAGUUAGGAUUAUUUUAAAUGUAUCCUCUUUAAGUGUUCAUGUAGUUUCAUUUGAUUUAGAUAGAAAAGCCCCUUAAUGUCGCGGAAAAACACAAAGUUAUCACAAAAAGCUGUGGAAUAAAGCUGUUGGGAGCGACAAUAUUGCAAUGGCACAUCUGAAGACCAUUCAACCGUCUGAUUAUAUUUGGCGAAGAAGCUGCAGUGAAUGUAAACAUGUUUUAAACGCAUAGCUCCAGCCAUGCUUCAUCCAACAGCUGAGCAGCUGGUUGAGUGAGGGAGCAGGUGGUCCUAGAGAAAGGGAAUCACACCUUCAGGGCACGCGGAUGGUGUGAAGGGAGUGCUGACAGACUGCACUACAAAUGUGGGUUUGGUAUGUGCACACGAACAUGCCUGUAUUUGUCUCACACUUCCUGUUUGUACUACAAUAGAAAUCUCAGCAAUGCUAUAACGGAGGCAGGUAAUGACAUGAAUUCUUUAUAACAGAAAGGAACUCAGGAUUUUUCAGGAAAUGUUGCAACAUCUUGUUAAUCUGUCCUUGUCAGUGUCUGCAGUAUGGUGAAAGUGCUGACUAGCUAUUCAGAUACACCCUGCUCAAGGCAAAUACAGUAGCACUAACACAUUCCAUUAAUAGUUGAGUAGCACUGAGCUAGUUCGAACUAUCUCAGACUCUGUGAUAGUUAGCCAAUCAUUGAAUCCCAAUGAACUCAGAUUCAACCGACAGAUAUUUAUAUUUUUUUCUUUUCUCCUCAUUGCUGGAACCAGAUGCAAAUGUGUGGCCCUGAUCUUCGUAACAAUAGUCAUCUGAUCACAUAGGGCUGAGCGAUAUGGCCUCAAAUCCAUAUCUUGAUUUUUUGAGCAGUUCACCUCGAUAACGAUAAAUUGAUGAUAACUACUCCACAAACUGUUGCUACAGACUGGAUGGGGUGGAGUCACGUCUCAGACGUAGGACAGCAUCUUAGAGGGACAUGGGACCAUAGCCUACCUACACACAUCUAAAACCACUGUUUAUUUAUUUAUACUGAAUAUACCAAUAUGGGCAAAUUGGCGCUGUUUAUUGUCGUAAAUUUCAGUAUCAGUUAAUUUUCGGUUUAUCGCCCAGCCCUAUGGUUACAGUCAUUGAUUUAUCUAACCAUCUGUAUUGAUGUGUGUCAACAACAAGGAGACUGACUGAUCAAUAUUAAAGUGUAUACCGACAACACUUGUAAAUUUUCACCCCUCUCAUCAUGCCCUCAGAAAUCCUGUGUAGAGCAAGUCACACAAUCCAAGAAUGUUUGAACAAAGGUUUGGAAACUAACCAGCAAAUAUUCCCACCCAUGAUGCCACAUGAAAACGGUGAUGAAGAGAAACUCUUUUAAAGUGGACUGUCAAUUGUUUUGUCAAAGUAGUCAAAUUUAAUCUUUAGGAUUAUGUGCUGGCUGCAGCUGGCUCAAGAUCUCAGUUUGGAUUCAAGGAGGAAUUUCAAGAAUUCUUGAGGAAAUUCUUCUCUUUGUUGGCUGCUAACAACCAGGAAUCUUCUGUGUUUUGUUGAUGGGACAUGCUGACGUGGGGGCAGGGAGUGGCGGUCAGUGGGGUGUCAUUUAAAACCUUUUGCUUCUUAAGACAUCUCUUCUCUACAGAACUGAAUCACAUUCAUUUUCCAGUUCCUGGAUGCAGGAUGAGUUCUCUGUUCCCACUGUGAUCAAACCCUAGAGCAUCAGGCCUGCUGGCCUCUCUGGGGGUUCGGAUUUAGCCAAUAGUGAGCAGAUAAAGUGAAACAAAGGGCUGAGCGAAAGGAGAGGUCUAGGACCCACUGGUGUUCAGCCAAGAGGGAAUAAUGACACCAGUGGUGUGUGGAUGAGCUGUAGUCCAAACUGUGGAUCCAUGAAGAGGGAAAUCCAACAAUUAAGCUUUACUUUUAAGUGAGUCUCAUUUAUAGGAAGGAGAAGAGUAAAUUCUGAGAUUGUAGUUUCAAAUUUGUGAGGAAUAAAAUCAGAGUCAUAAAUUAGCAUGAAAAGGUAGCAAACUUGAGAGGAUAGUAUUUAUAGAAACCACCUCUUUUGGAACAGCCUAAUUCUGCUAGACUCACACCAAGUGAGGAGGUGUACUAGUGCCUGAGUGCACCGACGCUGGGACUUUUCUCAAAGUGAGGAAAUAGAAUAUUUGAAUUAAACAAAUCAGGGUGAAUUUUUAUACUUUUUUGAAUGCUUCAAAUCCGACUAUCAUUGAAGUUCAUGUCGGACUAUUGAAACAAACAUUUUGGAGUCCUUUAUGGGGUGGAGCAAGAAAAUAUUAUUUUCUAUUCCCCAUUGGCUGGUUUUGGAGAAAAUGUUUUCCAUUGGCUACAGUCUGUACUUCACACUCCACACUUUCUCAUGUAUGCAUCAGAACUCAACAAAGAAGGUGAGGGGUUGUGGCUCAUUGCAUGUCCUAAACAACAUUAUUUGAGGAGGUUCAGAAUGAGAGGCUUAUUUUGAACAGUCAGAUGAACAAAUCUUAAGGUAGUCCUAACAUGCACUGUCCUAGUAACAAUAUCAGAACCAGACUCAUUAUCAACUGUUUUGGCCAAGUAUGUGUACGCAUACAAGGAAUUUGACUCUGGUAAGCUUUGCUCUCUAUCUACAAAUAUUCAACAUGAAAUGUAACGAAAAUGGUUCAACAAAUGACAGAGGUUGUCAACAAACAAGUUUUGACAAAAGCAACUCAAUAUGCUAAAAAGAUCUCAAACCCUGUAUGCAGUCUGGUGGACAAAAGAAUACAUUCUCUAAUUCAUCCAGAGGUUGUAGUCAGUGACCCAUCAGCUGGUGUUCCUUUCUAAAAAACAUUCAUAUUACCUACCUGCAUAACAAUCAGUGUUGAAUUGAAAGCCAGUAUCUUAAGUUUGAGGGACAGGUUUGGCAGCCCCCAAACAUUCCUCAGGAACAAAUCUGCCUGAAAGAAAAUACAUAAUCCCCCCCUAUAUUCUCUCAAAUGCAAAUUGCACAUACGGCAGCAGUUGCCUGUGGCCAGAGAAUGUCCGUCCUCCAUUGUCUUUCAUUCCUGCCUUUUUCUCCAUUAUCCUGCUGGCUGCUUCAUUCAUCUGCAAACACCAGUUGCCUUCCCACCCAGCCCCCUCCAUCGCGGUUCUUGCCCUCUCCCACCUUGUGUCUCCCGCAACCUCCCCCCUGUUCAAUCAUCUGACCCCCUCAGUCCCUCUGCUCCGUCUUUUUCUUCACCACUCCUCACAUUGCUGCCUCUCCAUCCCUGUAGCCUGUGUCCCCCAGUAUGAUUCACUGCAGGCCUAUUAACCACACUUAUGGUGGAUGUGAAGCUUUUUGUGUGAGUGAGUGUGCGUGUGUGUAUGUAUGAGUGUGUGUGUAUCCGCUGCAGCAAAAUCUCAUCUACUCUCUGUCACCAUAUGCCAGUUGAUGCUCGUAAGAUGCUGUAAUUGUCUGACUGCACCCCAGAGGAUGAUGGUCUGUGGUUUUUCUUUGGGACCAGAGGGCAGAGCAGACAUUUAUGACAUAUCCAGAGAGGGGGUGGCCUGGUAUAAAUUUAGGGGGUAGAAUGAAUGCAUUGACAGUCAUCUGCAGGUCCAGCCCUCUGAUAGCAGCUCUGACACGGAAAAGUAGAGAGGAGAAGAAAGAGGAGGAGUGACACUGAUUCAUAAACUCAGCCUGAAAUAAACCCUCUAUAGACUCACUUACACAUAAUAAACAGUCAGUGUUUCAGUGAUGUUCAAUCUGCAUUAAAAGCUCAGUGAUGGUACCUUAUGAUUAAAUGAAAACUCACCGUCCUCUCUUCAAUAUAAUUUUCACUUUAAUAUGAUGUGCGUGUAGACACUUAAAGUAAACAUACUCACUAGCUUAGAGGGGUUUGUAUACCCACAAAGUAAUGAGGACCAAGACCAUAAGCUGUCUCAGAAUUCAUCACACUUGAGUAUGAGCUUAAGUAUCUGUGAUGGUGGAAACGUCACAUGCAUGUUUGAAAGUCAUGUGACUGACAUACAGAGAGCCUGUUUGCACAGCAGCCAGUUUUCUGUGGUGAGGGGCUGCAUUAAAGUGACAUCAGAUUGAUGGGUAUUGCAGACUAUCCCUGGACAACAAGGAAGUGGUGAGAGCGUGACAUGUUUCGGUCACAUGACUGACAUCAGGCCACGAAGAGGCUAUUGCACAUGUGCAAUUUUCAAACAACAUAUUGUUCAGCACUGAUGUCUAUUUAGAGAUCUGCACAUUUUAUUUUUAAGUAGUAAAAAUAUUUGACAAACUUUUAACUUUACAGUAUUUUUUUAUAGUGUUAAAUCUAAUCAUCAGUAUUAUUUAGAUAAAACCAAACCCAGUGCGAAUUUAGUAUUUGUCUUUGACUUGUCCUUUAUGUUUGUCUUGGUAAAUGAGACGAUACGAUAUAUCACCAGACAAAAUAUUGCGAUACUGUAAUCUAUCGAUUUUUUCUCCCACCCCUAUCUCACAUACAGUUGUACUUUGAGAUAACACUAACACAAUGCUAAAGAAAAUAAUAAAUAUAAUUUGUCAUUUUCCACCUAUACCAACUGCAUUCAGUAAAUGCAGCUGUAAUAGCUUCAGAAAUGUUUUUAACAGCAGGGAGACUGCCCAGAUUUGUUUAAAAAAUGAACAUAAUAAAUACAAUCCUUGAUCCUUUUAAGAUUUGUCAAAUAUUAGGAGUCGUCUCAGCUCCAUUGAUAACUCCUGAAGCAAUUCUGCAAGUUAAAGUGAGCGUGAGAACACUUGUAGUAGUAAUUUUAGUCUUUUUGAUGUUGCAGACAGAACGGAAGGUCAUUCUGGGGGAAGCUGUAAGGACUCAGAUGACUGUAGUGCUCAGCAGACAGUGGAGCUGAUGUAGGUCAAUAGUAAUAGAUGCCCCCGGCUAAAAUCUCUAGAUGGUAUUUGCUACGCUGGAUUGUGUCAUCUACUCGACAGCAGAUCCUAUCAGGUUGAUCUCUGCAGCCUUUCUGCUGCCAAGACUAAAAUACCUUAAACUGUCCCACAGAGGCACGACAGCAGGCAGCUGGAAAGCACUGAAGGCUCCUGGUGGGUGAUAAGCUGAAGUGCGGACAGGCAGGCAGAACAGGGCAGCUCUACUGCAGAGCGUGAAAAAGCAGAGUUGAUUAAGAUGAAAGUGUUUUUUACCUGUCCUCCGGUGACUGUUGAUCAGCUGUUUUCUCUAACUUGAGAUUCUAACCCAGCCACAGAGCUGAUGUUAUUUUACUUAAACUGACAGAAUCAGCAGAGGCAAAGCAAAGGUUCCUGUAAUAGUUAGUUUGGAGUGAAAUAGAGGCCCGUUUUGUGACAAAGAGGACUGCUGGGUAAUGAGACUUUGGUAACAGGGACUUGACUACAACACACAUAGACAUGAGAUGAUCAAACCUCUGAUCUGGAUUUAAGGAGGAAAGAGAACAAAAUGCUCCUAAAAUGUUAAACCUUUUCCUCUAAGAUACCUGCUAAUCUGAUCGUACUGAAUUAAAACCUUCCCUUUCCUUUCCUUUUGAUCUCCUGUGGAUGUGUUAAUACCAUUCAUCACACAACGAAUCUGCUAAGAGUACGUACAACCUGCUAGGAGUAAGAGUGGGAAGUGCUGCAGUGGCUGAUCCUUUGUUUUCACAUACAGCCUGCUGUUAGAAGCCUUUUUUAUUCACACACAUUUAAGUGUGACAGGGGUGGUGGUGAGAGAGGCAUCUCUUUAGGUCAGAGGACAUGGAGGCCCACUGUUGGCCCUCUAAAGAAAGAAAAGGGCUCUCUAGCCCUCCUCUCCUCCCUCAUCCCAGCCAGCCCCCUCCUCCUCUACUCAGAAGGGCACUGGGGUCAGAGGUGGUCAAUUGCUACAGCCACAGAUUAAAAACUGUGUGUGUGCGUGAGUGUGUAGAUAAAUAAGAGAGAAACAGAGAGGAACAAACUUGACGCUGAGCUUUGUGAAUGAGGAGGAUGAAAGAAACAGGAUAGAUGAGGAAGAACAAAGCGAGACAGAUACAGGGAGGGGAUAUCUGAUAGGGCAGCAGAUGCUCGGUCAGCCGUCUGCCUUGUAAAGCAUUGAUUGUGGCUGGGAGCGUUGUAAAGGCCGGCAGUCGGACUGUGUAGGUAGAACUGGAGCCACAUGUUUGUGCCACACCUCUAAACUCAUCACAGUGCUUCUCCUGUAUGACUGUCAAAGUGUUUGCUGUGUGUAUCCCCAGGAGAGCUGCUGACUUUUACUUUGCUGUGUGGAUACAGUUCAACACACUGCUUCACUUGCUAUGAGCACUGUCAUUGUAUACAGAUAUGGCUUUAUUUAGGAUAUGAGAGAUAAAGAAGUUAAGGUACAGUUUGCUUGCUCAUAAAAGGUGUCCAUGAGAGAUGGAGAGAGAUUUGCAGGAUACAAAAGUGAUUUCAAAUAUUCCAACAAAUCCAAGCAAUAAGUUGACCCAUUUAAGGGAUAUUCCGGCGUUCAUUUAAGUUAGGGUCAAAAACACCGUAACACCGAGUUAGACACCCCCUUGAGAGAUGAAUGUUGUCAACUGCUUGCUUCUUUAGCUAUACCAACUUCAGUAACAACCGCACGAUAGCAAUACACAGCAGUCUAUGUCUCCACGCGCAAACCUCAACCAAAAAGCCACUAUAAUGCUCAGAACAGCACCUAACUUCAUCAAUAGUACUUUGCCUCAUUUAGCUUUGGUCUCACAAAGAGACCAAACACAACUUCCCGUCUCUCUUCCAGCAGCUGCUUGUUGGUGGGGGAACCCUGACAAGUCGACUACUGAGUGCAGCGAAUCAUUUCCUUGAAGUAAUAAUCAUCAUAAUAAUCAUUUUGCACUGCAGAUGCGGUAGUUCUUCUGCCUUAGCAUCUCGGUCUGAUUGCAUUUCAAUGAAGAAAUGAUCAUAAAUGUUCCUUCUUGAGCUGCGAAACUCCACUGCAAUCAGUGAAUUUACAACGGGAUAUCCCUUUAAAAGAAGCAAUCAUUAAAUGGAGAGUUAGAUAAAAAGGGGUUAUUUCUCUUGUGCUGCAAAAUCAGCUCAGGCAGAUGUGACCUUUAGGGCUUAACAUACUUCAUCUCAGUCUGUGUUUAUUAAUGUAAACUCUAACACUAUUUUUUUUCUUUUUCUAAAUGAGUAGAAGUAAUGCACACUUUACUUAACAAAUAUAGGAAUGUACUGUAAUUAAUGAACAGGAUAUUUCUUUAAUCAGUGCUAAUUACUGAAUCAAUAUUGAAGGAUAUUGAUUGAUAUCAAAUGUUAUCCUGACCCAAAGAAUCAAAAUGAAAUUGAACUUAGAGAUUUGUGCCAAUAAACAUACGCUCACUCAGUGUCUCGUAUAUUUACAGUGCACAGCCUCUGAAUAAACAAAGCACUUCAAGGCCGGAUUAAAAACUUUUAAAAAACUCCACAGACCAGCUAAAAGGUUAACUUUCAAUCACAUUCAUCCUCGUGAAGAUCUGUCGCAUAGUUGCAGAGAUGUUCGGACACACUGUAAUCAAAAGCUUUAUGUGCAGCUGGUGUUGUUGUCAAAGAAACCCUGCCUGCCUCCCAGUAUGUCAAUCAGAAAGUCUCCCACACUGGCUGAAUUCACAUUGUGCAGCAUACAUAACACCAUUUGAUUGAUCGCUCUUACAAAAUUUAAUUACUGUUGUUUAAAAAGUUGAAAAAUGUUUGAAAAAGUUGCAGCACAGCUUUGUGCAUCAUUAUGAGUAGACAGUACACUGACAGAGCUAACAUAUACACCGGGAUGGGAAAGGAUAUCAAACGUUCAAGCGGCGGGCAGGUCCUCAGGGUCAUCAAUCUCCCUGGUCCCAUCCAUAAGCGUUUUUUCUUUCCUCUUCUUCACUGUCUGAGUGUCCCACCUCUUACAGCACACACACACUUUCACAGAUUACACUAUUUAAUCUUGAUUAGAAUCGCACAGUCUUAGCCGGCUGAAUGCUGCUUAGCAGAGCAGAAAAGAGAAAUGAAGGGAAGGAGGACAAGGGCGAAAAAGGCAAACCUCGGUUGUACAAUAGAAACACUGGGAUCACGAGUGGAACAAAAGGAGCUUAUAAAGAGAUCAAUACAAACUAUUAGUAGAUCUAGGACAUGCUCUGUUGUUUUCAUGCUGUACAUGUCUUACGGAAUUGCUGGACAUUGUGUUAAAACCUGAAGUUGUCGAGUUAAUACAUGAAAGAUUUGCCGUUUUUGGGAUUGUUUAAUUGCAGAAGAUUUUGUUCGUUUACACUGUAAAUGUAACUAUCAAUAGGAAUAUUGAUGUGGUCUUUGUAUAGGGCCUCCAAAAACCCCUUUAAAUGUUGCUUAAAUCAAACUUGACAGUUCAUUCUUGGAUUGUGUUUUAACUCCCUCUUCAAAAUGAGUCUAAAUUGUUUGCUUGAGUUAUUUCCUCCUUUAAUGGAUUGCAUAAGGGGAAUCGUGAUUUGUUCACAAUGAUAUUUAUAUCUCCAAUUAGAUCUCUGGAAAUAUGUAGAUGAUAUUUGUGAGGCAUUCUCCAACAAACAAGCCAACAGACUGCUCGGAGGAAGACAGGAAUAUGAGUCAAAUAAUCAUUUUGAUUAGCCGUGUUAACGGCUCAGUCCCGGAUUGUAAUUCCCUUCAUGAUACUGCUGAAGAAACCAUUUGAGCUGAAAACUUGUCAGAUGUUUCCUCAGUGCAUCCUGGCUGCAGGCACACAUGAAUUUGAAGUGUUUUGUUGUAAAGGCUGUAACAACUUUGCUGUCUUUGUACGUCUGCUUCAUGAGUGUGGAAGAGUACUGUGUAUUUUAGUGUUAUCUCUCUUUGCAUCGCAUGAGAUGAGGAAGUGGAGCCUCCAGCAGACUCCACAGAUAAUUAGAUAGAGUUAAGGAAAUCUCGUCAGGGAAAGAUCUACUGUAAGGCUUGUACGGGGUUUGAAACUAUUACUGGCACAGGGAUAGAGUAAGCCGAAGUGUGUGAGACUGUAUUGAUCAGUGACAGCUCUGUCUCAGUUGAAACCUUGUGAAAUUUCUCCUUGGUUGGUGAAUCUAUACGGAAGAGGAAACAAAGGCGAACAGGAGCGUUUUCAUCCAUACUGUGGUCACGACGAACAGACCCAGUUGUGCAAACCUACAAAACAGUUGUGGUCGGAGUCUUACAAAAGAAUCUUUCCUCACAUCCAUGUCUUCAGGACUUAAAAGGAAAUAUACACUCGUCAUAUCCAGAGGACGUGUGUGGUGGUGUGUGCAUCAUCAGAGGGUGCCCCCUGAAUUUUUUUACUUUUCUUUUUUCAUUCUGCAGACUUCAGUGGUUUCGCAGUCAAAUAUAAAAAUAAAUUUGUCUUUAUUAGAUGCUAAAAGUAUAUAUCAAAUCUCAGUUUUCGCCAACCUGUGAAUGGGGAGAGCCAGUGAUGUAGUGGCUGUGAUGGAGGGCAGAGCAGAGAGACACACACUAGAAAAGAAAAAGUGCAACUAAAGUUGAAAACAAACUAAAGUUGGCCCUUUCCUUCAAGUUUAUGCAGAGAACUAAAAGAUAUUUGUAGCACAAGUUAUAUAAAACAAUCAGGAAAUAACUUACAGUGUGUCAGUUUUACCCACAGACUGUAUAAAGUAUGGAUGUCGUCUGCCUCCUCACUGGGAGAAGCCUCCUUAAGAACAGCACCCUCUGGUGACAGGCUCCAGCAAUCCCUACAGAGAUGUGGACAAACUUAAGAAAUUAAUUACACAGAAUAUAAAUUUUCUCCCCCUGAUCGUGAUGUUGACUUGUAGUUACUGUAAGACUGGUUUGUGCUCGUCCUCUUUUUUUCUGUGCAGCUCCAUUUUAAAAGUUUUUAGGGGUUCAUGUUCUCUAUGAUUGAAACUUGAGACAGCCUAUGGGUUUACAAAGAUUGCAUCGAUCAUGUUAGAGCUGAGUGUCAUCACAGCGACUUUCCCACCCCCGAAUGCAUACAAUGCUACAGCGCAAGUGGUAGUUCCAGGAAGUGGAGCAAUUUGGCUUCAAAUUCGUAUAAUGACGGAAGGUGGAGCCAAGUUGUCCAUUAUAUACGGUGUAUGGUUUUACCCCAUAGUUUUCUUAACUAAUACUCUCUCUCUUUACCUUAUCUCCAUGCCCACCAACUACCUCUCUUUCCACAUGAUUUUUACUAACUUUUACUAACUGAUUGACUGAAUACUGCUAGAUUAUCAAUUACCUGCUUAAAAUAUUAAGCUUCCUCUGACUACCUGAGUGGACUUCUUAAACUGUAACUGGUGACAUUAGUCUAUAAUAUGUGAUAUGAGAAUGGGUGCUGUUUAUAAUGGAGAACCUCUCUCUUAUCCAUCGUGUAGACUCCUCUAUCUGCCGGGGUCAUCAGUUGACAGGAAGUUCAGUUUCAUAUUUUUGCACAUGUUGACUGAUUUCCACAGCUUCCCCCCAAUGAAAAGAGCUUAAUGACAAAUUCUGUGUCUCUGAGGAGAUAUAGUGCCGCUUUAAGUGUGUGUGUGUGUGUGCGCAGCUCACCUCACCUCACCAAUCCUUUGUUCUUAUCUCUUUUCCACACUGCAAGGAAUAUUAAUAUCAUGUAAUACACAUGUAUGAACAGGCGUUAUAGGAAAAUGUGUGCGUGUGCUACCUCCUUCGAGGGCCUCGUGUUUCCUAUCUCCUACUCCUAAACAAGGUAGGAGUGUUCCCCUGCUGGUUACUCUUUUUCAUUUGCAUAAUAAAUGGAUAUUCAUUUAUUCCUUUGCGGCAGUGCUGUUCUUUGUCUGGAAUCUAAAUUAGAGGUGAAGGUUGUCGGUACGAGUGUGGAAUAGGGAGUUGAGUGUUGUCAGACAAGAGCUGCAGCAUGACAGGCUGUGUGUGCUGUUUCAAGAGACGGAGAGGAAAUAUGUGAUUUCAAAUAAAAGGGUUCACAUUGACAUACAAGGCUGUUAAUACUGACUGCGUAUGAACUAAUGGGCAUCACAAGUCACAGGGCUGCCCUUGUGCCAAAGGGGACGGGAUGCCGUCGGUAUGAUUUGAAUAUUUUGGUAUGAUUUUCAGUCCUUAUAUUUGAAUCAAUGGCAACAUAAGGUUUAUGUUAUUAUUUGUUAUAUUUCAUACAUAUUUUCCACUUUACACAUACUUUUUAUUUCAUGCAGUAUGACUGUAUUGUGUUGUCUACCUUUGUCAAAUCUCUCUUCUAAAGUUUCAUGGAAUGAUUAAAGAAUGAACCAUCACUGAAACAUCAAUGACAUGGAAAACAGCAGCGGUAUCUUCUCGCCUGGAGCAUCAGGAAAAGCCUCUCAGAUGGCAGGAACUCAGACUGAUCAUACUUCAGGCUUUGUGGUGCUCUAAUCCACAAGCUGGCUUUAAGGUUUUCGAAUGAUUUUAUUGGCUCAGCUGACUGCUCAAGCUGUAGUGAUUUCUACAUAUGUACAGCUGAGGUGAGACGUUGCAUUCUCUAGCCAAGUGGUUUGGGCAAACUCCAAAAUAUAAAGCUGUAAGUAAGGCAAAUACACAGUAAAUGUAACAUCACUCUGUUUACUCUGGCCUGGUGGAUAUUCCAAGAUAUCCAGAUGUGGAAAGAAUUACUUUAAAUGAUUCAUAGUUUAAUUUAAAAAAGUGUGUGAAUUAGAUUAUCAGCAGUUAGGGUUGGGCGAUAUGGCCUCAAAUCAAUAUCCCAAUAUAUUGAGCACUUCACCUUGAUAGCGAUAAAUGAACGAUAACUACUCCUCAAGCUGCUCACCCCCCAUCCCCCCCAUUAACUUUGUCUUUCAGCUGCCGCUACAACUUUUGAACCGUCCUCUUUCCCUCUUUCGCUCUUUGUUACAGACUGGAUGGGGUGGAGUCACAUCUCUGACGUAGGACAGCAUCUUAAAGGGACCUGAGACCAUAGCCUACCUACACACAUCCAAAACCAACUUUUAUUUAUUUAUUUAUUUAUUUUUUACACAAAAUAUAACAAUAUGGGUAUAUGGUAAAUGAUGUUGGUUAUUGUCGUAAAUUUUGGUAUCAGUAAACGUUUGGUUUAUCGCCCAGCCCUAUCAGCAAUCUCUGCAGAUUGCAUUUUAAUCUAAAUAUCACCAUUCAUUUGAACAUAUCGAGGUCUGUUUUAUUUCAUUUUCCUAUUUGCCACUGCCUCAUCUCUCUUACAAAGCCGAAGCAUAUGACAUGAAAUCUGCUCCACACAAGAAAUUAGCCUUUCUUCAAUGUCCACCAAACCAAGGCUGAAGCUGAGCUUGUAUCAUAUGAACAUACAGGAAGACUUACCUCCAGCUUUGCCUAAACCACAGAGGUCAGCAUAUUUGAGUCAAAGUUUAAUAAAGUCAUAAUAUUAUAAUUACAAAAUAUCAUGCCUCAUAUGCAAAUGAAGUGGGUAUGUUUAAAUUUAGUGAGUAAAGUGAUUUCUGCAGCAUAUUAAAAAUAUUUAAUCAAUACCAAACACAUGCAGCGCUUCAGUAAUCCAAUUUCUUCAUAACCUAGAGCAGAUUCAGGACCCAGGCUGCGAAGUCUCGUACUAAAGUGGUGACUUGCUCUUUGUAAUGACUGCAGUAUGAGAGCUGCCUUUCGUCGGUCAACAAAUGCAGCUCAUUUUGCUGUAAAAUGUUUGUCCCAUAGGUAACACAGCCACUAACCUUUAUAUUUGAAACACUGAAACUUAAAUGUAGAUUAUUAUCAGUGUUUUUGAGGCGGCUGUGGUUCAGUGGUAGAGAGGCUCGUCUCUCAACCAAUGGGUUAGGGGGGUUUGAUCACGGGGCUGUCCAGAUGCUGAGGUGUCCUUGGGCUAGACAUAUGACCCCACCCGCCCCCGCUGGCUUUAUGCCCCCAGGUGGUGUGUGAAUUGGAUUCAUCAAAACUGCUUUUGCUUUACCCAGCAGCCUUUGCUAUCAGUGUGUGAAUAUGGUGUGAAUGUCAUGUGAUGUAAAAGCACUUCGAGUGGUCAGAAGACUAGAGAAAGUGUUACAAACUAGUGUGUGUGUGUGUGUGUGUGUGUGUGUGUGUGUGUGUGUGUGUGUGUAAGGAAAGACAGUGGGAAAUGGGUUCACUGCAGAUGUAGUCAUACCACCAGCUGGAGUGUCCUGCCAAACUAUUUUAUAUUCUCACUAUCAAAGGCUGCUUUGCGCAAACCCCUGCUGAGCUGCAGUGAACAGGUGUGUACGUGUGUGUGUGUGUGUGUGUGUGUGUUUGUGCUUGAGGCUAACCUAUACCACUAGCUGUGAUGAUGGAGACAGUGGAUUUAGGGAUGAAGGAGCAGGAGAAGAGGACAGAUGGAGAGACAGUCUGUAAAAAGUUUUUUUUUAACGUGACUUCAGUGUGACUUAAGCUUUAAGUACAAAAUCACAGUUUCCUACACCCUCUUACCCAAGACCCUUUCCAAAAUAAAGGACAUGAUUCACACAACUUUCUUUUCCAUAUCUACAUGUGAAAUAGCGUUGUAUCUGCACAGUCUGCACUGACAGGAGAAAUCAGGGAAGAGAGGCGGAGAGGGGAUGUUUAUUACUGUAAUUGAUAAAUUAAUUGAAACUAAGACAGAUUCACCAGAUGUCUAAUGGACACUUACAGAGCCUGAAGUCAUGCUAGGGUGAAUGACGUGCAGAAAUUGAAGGCAGUUGGAUGAGUUUGAAGGUUGUGUUAGUUUGUGUAAGUCAGUGGAGUCAGACUGUCUAAAGUCAGUGUGGAGGUUUUUUCAAAAGCAGGAAAAGAUGCAGCAGCUCGCAGACUUCUUUGCCUGAGGAGACAGAGUGGAGACUAUCAUGAGACUGGAGAACAUCAUACAGAGUAUAAGAGUGAAGAAGUUUCACUCUAUUAUGAUCAUGUAGUAAUGCAGUAUAUACUGUCAGGAUCAAAUCUUAUCAAACUUUACAAUGAUUGCUUUGCCUUAAAAAACAGUAUAGGGUUUAUUAUGUUGGCUGAUUAAAGAGCUGAGCUUCAACUGCCUAAAACUGAGGGGCCAUUAAACUGAACCCAAGGUUCUGAGCUGGUCUAGACCACACUCUUCAUAUUUACAAAGACAGAGUGUCAAGAUGGGAUGAAAAACUUAAUUCUAACAGGCAGAAACCUUGAGCAGAACCAGACUCAUGUUGGACAAUCAUCUGCUGAGAUUGUAUUGGAUUUGGAGAGGGGAUAGAGAAAGAUGCAGAAAGAGAGACAGACAAAAUUGAACAACAACAGCAGGUGAACACACAGGUUUACAGUGGUGGAGAUAAUGGGACAAGUAUGUGAACUGUUUAUAGGAAAUGCAUAGGGCUGGGCGAUAAACCGAAAAUUUACUGAUGCUGAAAUUUAUGACAAUAACUGAUGCCAAUAUGUUCAGUGUCAAAAAAUAAAUAAAAAUAAGUUGGUUUUGGAUGUGUGUAGGUGGCCUAUGGUCUCAUGUCCCUUUAAGACGCUGUCCUACGACAGAGACGUGACUCCACCCCAUCCAGUUCUGUAACAAAGAGGGAAAGACAGGUGAGGAGAUGGAGGAUGGUUCAAAAUGUGGAGAGUCUGGAGCAGGGGCUGAAGUAGAUGAAGUUAAUGUGGGAGGGGGUGAGCAGCUUGUGGAGUAGUUUUCGUCCAUUUAUCGUUAUUGAGGUGAACUGCUCAGUAUAUCGUGACAUUGAUUUGAGGCUAUAUCGCCCAGCCCUAGAACUGCACAAUAAUGAUAAAAGACUGAGCAUAGUUUGAUUUACGGCAAAUUUAACCAAAGUAUUAUCUCAUAACCAAAAAUAUUGUGAUAAAUACCACGUAUCAAAGAAAGGGUGAAUCACCCUGACCUCUCUGUCAGUCCCUUUUCGCCUCCCCACCUCCCUCUCCCCUCCUCACAUCCAUUCCUCUCUCCUUUUCCAAGACCCUCUUCCUAUUCAUACCUUAUAAAAGUGUUGUCAGACUGCUCAGUGGUUUCCCAGCAACAGUGUUUCAGCGAUUUAAGUGAGAGAAAUGCUCUGGCAGAAAAACUGCAAACUGUGCAAAGUGACCCUUUUUAAGAGGAGAAGAAUGGAGCAAUCAGCACGACCGGGGUCACCGCGUCUAUUCCCUGUUUAAGUGUUUUAUGUUUCUAUAUCACAAAGAGUGUCCCUCUUUUGUACAACUUGUACUAAUGAGGAGAGACAUUGUUCAGGGAUAAGAACAAGUAUGGAUGAAUUUAAUAUAAUAUCAAAAAUGUUUUCUCCUUUUUGAAGUACUUUGUUUCUGGGUAGACUUUGCACUUAUCUUUAAUUAACCCUUAUUUCAAUCUAUAAUUUACCUCUAUUCGACAGUACUGCCUUUAGUUGUGAUAGAUUAAGUGGUACAUGUGAGGUUUAAAAGCAUUAAGUGUAGUGGUUUCUUUUAAAAAGCCCUCCUGGGAUCUAUUUAGCUGCUCUGAAACAACUAGCUGUUUAUGUUCGGGAUUUGAAUGUCACGGGGGUCAUUGGGGGUAAAGCUGCAAACACACACAGCUCUGAGCACAGAGUCCAAGCAUUACUCAAACAAAACAGGUUGACAUGUGUACGUCCAUGCAGGGCUCUCUAUAAGAGGAACCUCAGGCCAGUGCUGAACACCACAGUACAGAUGUCCUAUCAGCAGGAGGCUCCAAGAUCACAUCAGAUCAGAGAAAGAGUGAGGUACUGUGGCAGAGAGGGACAGUCUGUGCUUACAGCCAGACCUGUACACCAUUCCAGCUCGAAAAGAGGACAUCCUUUGCAGUGCAUUUGUCCCUUUUGUGCAUUGUGUUGUUCAUAUGUCGAUGAGUAUCCAAAGCUGUGCUUUGUGAAGCACAUUUUCAACGAGAGGCAAUAGAAAAGGAGUGUGUAUUGUCAGGCUGGAGCAGCGUUUGGAGAAUGAGUUUGGUUGUUGUCGUCGUCCUGGACUGCCUCAGCUGUGUUUAUUUAUGUCUAGUGUGCGUGACAUGUGGGAGUUCAUUUUUCCAAAAAUGGUACAAGGUGCAGUUUCCCUUAGAGUUUGUCUAGUCCCUCUUUCCUCUGACAUAAAUGUCUAUAUCAAAGAGACGAGAUAUGCUGCAGUGCAGAGGGAUGCCAAAGGAAAGCUGCAAACCACACUAGAGCUCAUAUUUGUGCACAACCUGUGCAGACCGUGCUCUCAUGGUUCACUAUUUUUCAGACUGCAAAUGAAUUUUGCUCGUCUGCCUGGUGAUUUUGUGCUCAUUGGACUGAGCACAGUUAAAGGGGGGAAGUGGAGCUGCAAGCAUGUUUCUCUGAGCAAGUCAGCUGAUCAGAGUUACAUGCUAAUCCUUAAUUAUAAUAAAUAUAUUAAUUUAGAUAUAGCAGAAAUAAAUGUAUCUGAUUCUUAUGUGACUGGUAAUCAGUAAAGUGUGUUCACAUCACAAAACGAGAGCACUGGAUAUUUGUGUUCCUUCUAUGAUAAAUGUCCAAGCACCGAUGGGCCAAAUCAAACCCAAUCCAAGCUAGGGAUGGGAAUCAAUAAGAUUUGAUUGAUAUUAAUGUUAUUAUCAAUUCUUCCAGACAAUCCCUGUGGAUUUUCUGUGGGGAUAAAAACGGGAUUAUGUAGGUUUCCUGCAUUAAUGACACAAGUAUAAUUAUGACGUCAUUUUUCAUACCUUCACUGUUCAGCUUAAAUGAAGAAGCCUGACUUCUGAUUAGGUUUGUCAAAGUCAACUGAUUGUAGAUACAGCCUGUGAAGGUUGACAGAGCAUAACAAAGAUGGCAGCCUUCUAUUAGCAUAGUCAGUUAACAAAUCACACUAAUCACCAAAAUUAAAACAAACACCAUCACAGAAUACUUCUGUUUUUAAUAGACUGGAUCCAGACAAAAUUAAACUGAUUUGUCUUUGUUGGAUAGAAAAGUGUGUGGAUAUCGCCAAAAAGCUGCUGGCCUUAGGAAGUGAGUGUAUUUUUUGUGAGGUGGAGUGUUGCACCAUUCUUUUUUUACUGCAAACAAAACACUAUCUUGUUGUAUACAGUAGCCUUUGACCUCUCCUGUCGCCUGUGUCAUGAUUACUUCUUCCAGUCUAUUGGUUGAUAGCCUUUUGCGAUGCAUCACGGCAUUGUUUUUAAAGGCACAUGAAACAGGUUCUGAACUGCAAUUGAUAUCAGUUCCCAUCCCUGAUCCCGGGGUGGUCUCUGAAACUCAAAGGAUCACAUUUCAAACUUCAGUUGAUCGUUUCCUUAAAGGCUUUGUUUGUGUUUGUUUGACUUUCAAUGAUGGAGAAAGCUAUUAUGGACAUGGAUGUGAAGUGACUUGAACAAAGGUAGCCGUCUUGACAAAAACAUGAACUGUAAUUUUAAUCACAGGUUGGAGUUUCCUCUGCAUGGGCUAUGUGUUAAUCUCUGUUGUUUCAGUCCAAAUGAGUACUUGUCAGACUGUAUGUUAACAGAGCCCGUCUCUGCGUGCACUGGGAGGAGGGUGGCCAGUUAAACUGGGUCAUUUGGAACACCGGCACAUCAACUAAUAAUGGCCAAUUAAUCCCACCAUCCCUACUCUGGAUCUCUCUAUUUAACUGGCCUGUUCUGCUCCAUUUGACAAACACUUCGUCUGAUGGCUGAUGUACCAUUUCUUCCUCUAUUUUUUGCUCCCUCUCACACAGGCACACAGACGCAAGUGAGGCUGCUCGAGUGUUCAAAUCGCUCCAUAGCCUAAAGAUCACAGAUGGUUUACACGGGCAAAGAACUCUUAAGGGUGAUGGAAAGAUCUGGAAUCAUAAAGAGACUGCCAACGAGAGUGCUGAUAAAAAUAGAUGUCCUAUUGUCAGCCCAGGGCACUUCAAUUUUAAAUCUAUCAUAUGUAGGAAUUUCACAUUUUUGCAAUCUUUUUAUAAGGUAAUGAUUAAUCAGCUGAGAUCAGAGGACAUAGCAGCUUUCUUUAAAAGAAAGACAACAUGAGAAGACAGCUUUUAAAUCAAAGCUCUGAAAAGAGAAACAUUAGAAUUGCACAUAUUCAUCAAACUCUAAUCUUAAUUUCUCAUCCUACAGACAAUAAUGACAGGCUCUGUGAGUAACGAUUAACUUAUUAUGCCUUACAACAUACCCUGUAGAUUAAAAAAAAAAAAAAAAAACACCUGCAAAGAUUUCUGUCCUUGAGUGUUAGAAUUUCUCCACAAUCCUACUUGCAAUUGAAGGGCCAGAAUUGAAUCUUUAGUAUUAGUGUUUUAAAAAAAUAUUGAUAUGCAGAUGGUUAACAGCAUUUUCAUGCAGAUAUCUGUUUAUGGACAUAAGUUAAAGCUUAAUUGUUAAUGGAUGGCUGCCAGUAUGGAUGCAUGUUGAUAGAUAUGCUAGGGCCGGGCGAUAUGGCCUUAAAUCAAUAUCACAAUAUAUUGAGCAGUUGCCCUUGAUAACGAUAAAUAGAUGAUAACUACUCCACAAGCUGCUCACCCCCUCCCACAUUAACUUUGUCUACUUUAGCCGCCACUCCAGCCGCUCCAACUUUUGAACCGUCCUCCACCUCCUCACCUGCCUUUUCACUUUGCUACUGGAUGGGGUGGAGUCACGUCUCUGUCGUAGGACAGCAUCUUAAAGGGACAUGAGACCAUAGCCCACCUUCACACAUCCAAAACCAACUUUUAUUUAUUUAGUUUUUAGACACCAAACAUAUUGACAUGGGCAAAUGAUGUUGGUUAUUGUCAUAAAUUUCGGUAUUGGUAAAUUUUUCGUUUUAUCGCCCAACUCUAUAAUAUGAUAAGAAUGGGACCACAACUUCAAACUCUGACACUUUGAAAACCAAACUCUGGAUUCUUUUAUUAUUCUUUAGAUGAACCAAAAUGAUCGACUUUUUAGACAUACCAAUAUUGUGUUAUCCUCAAGUUCAGUAUGCAGUAGUUAAACACACUUAAGCAUCAAAAGUCAUCACUUGCUCUGCAUAUUAAGCUGAUUGAUAGGAGCAGGUGCAUCAUGGGUAUUAGAGAGGACUUCUCUGGCAGCGGUUGCACUUUAGUCCCUCCGCUGUCGGGACAGUGAUCGAUGUCAGGUCUCCCCCUCAUCUAGAGAAAGAGGAGAGGAUGAAGCUGUUAAGCCAUGCCGUCAGUACAGCUCAGGUCUAAGUGGAUCAUCACAUCCAGAUCCUCUUCGGCCACACCUCUGUGACACAAGCAGUUUAGCAGCUGUAUUUGCUGUGCAUUCAGUACGGAUGGAUUGUCAGUUUUCAUGAAUCUCCCUGGAACCACUUGCACAGUUUUGCAUGCAUAUAUGCCGGUCUGAGCAGCAGGGGAUAGAAGAGCAGAAGCACUUCUGUAUUUUCUCCAUUACAAAAACUAAAGCUGGAGCAGUGUUCUCCUCAACCUCACGUUAUGUCAUCUGGAAAUUUAUCAUCUAUUUAUUUGCCUUCAUUCUCAAUAGAUGAGGCUUCUUUAGAUGGCAGUGACAGUCCAGUCUAUAAAUCUGAUUAUUUUUUUCUAUUUGAUAGUUGAAAGAUUGAUGCUAUGGAUGAUUUUGAUUACAAUGGCACUGAUGACAAUGAUGUUUUUGCAGUGUUGAUGAUGAAAAGAAGACCUGCUUCAAGACGUCCUGUGCAUUGACAGUAGUGCAUCAUACGUGAGACUGUGUGGGAAAUUUCGUUGCUUGAAUUGGACUCACACUCAGAAGUCUCAGACGUCACUCUACACAAAAGCUUUUGCCAAAUGAAACUGCAAAACUCGAUCAUUGUAACAUUUCUGGACAGUCCAAAAUGAGCCCUCUACAAGAUAUCUUUAGGUCUGGAAUAAGGUUAGUAAUAGGGCUGGGUGAUAUGGCCUCAAAUCAGUAUCGCGAUAUAUUGAGCAGUUAGCCUCGAUAAUGAUAAAUAGACGAUAACUACUCCACAAGCUGCUCACUCUCUCCCAUUUAAACUUCUUCUACUUCAGUCACCGCUCCAACCGCAUCUCCUCACCUGGCCUUCCCUCUUUGUUACCGACUGGAUGGGUUGAGUCACGUCUCCCAUGCAGGACAGCGUCUUAAAGGGUCAUGAGACCAUAGCCGACCUACACACAUCCAAAACCAACUUUUACUUAUUUUUUUGACGCUGAAUAUACUGAUAUGGGCAAAAUGAUGUCGGUUAUUGUCGUAAAUUUCAGUAUCAUUAAAUUUUCGUUUUAUCGCCCAGCCCUAGUUAGCCAUGUGUUACAGGAACUCAGAGGGAGAGCAACUAUGUCACUGGUUGUGAGGCAGAUAACAGUGGCAGAAGCAAACAUUGCUGGCUAUAUUGUCUGUGGCCUCUUUGUAAGAAACUCCUCUUUUUCGUAUUGUUUGUCAUAUGAGUGUAAAAUUGUCUGCCUGACCUCAGCAGUCAGUCCACUGUUUGAGUGUGAAGUGCCUUUAAUAUUGUGGCUCUCUGCCUCACUGUACUCGUGUUGUUGUGGGUGUCCUGCAGGGCGAAAAGAGGGGUUCUGGCGAUGUGUUAAGCUUAAUGUUCCACUCUCUGCAAGGCGCCGUAGGGUGUAGCAGUUCCCAACAGCUUGAAUGUCAAAGGAAAGUUUUUCCGAGGGAAUUAUAAAAAAAAAAAAAUCACAUUUUCUCUCAUAGUUACAAACAUUUGCACAAAAACCCAGGAAUAUGGUUGUAAAGGACGAGCAAUAACCCGGAGGUGUCGUCUCUACAGCAGAGAAUGUCUUUUUCUAGACACAUGCUAAAAAAAAAGAAAUAAAAAAGACACUCCUCUGUGGGUUUAGUGAUCUGUGGUUAAUAUUCAAAUACAGUCAAUCACACAGGGUUACAGACAUGACUAUUACCACUUUAAAAAACUAUCUUAUUUGAACGUCUUUAUUAAACAGCUUCAUCUAGUGUGUAUUUCAGCACUUUUUUCCAGACAGAACUCAGGUUAUAAAGCCUGAUGACAUAAUUGAAUGUGCAAUUUUCAGAUGGCAGAGCAAAUUUUACCGCCUGAGAAUAAGAGCUGCAAGUUAAAUCAAGUGCAAAUUCAGACAAACGCAAACACAUCUUAUAUUACCAUCACAUAAAGCCCCAUAUGAACUCCAUGUUAGUGAUGGUCUGAGGCAGAUGUGUGGAAACUCUGGGGUAUAACCCUGUUAUCUGCUUAAUCGUGUAAAAAUGUCUUUUAUAAAUACAGUUCUUAUGUAGAAAAGGGGACUAGAGUGAGUAGAGAUUGUCUUGAACCGUUUCCAUUGAGCUCAAUUAGGGGUGUCCCGAUACCAUACUGAUAUUAUAGCCGUCAACAUUGGCUGAUACCGAUAUUGAUCAGAAAUUGGCACUAAAUUGUGCAUGACGAGUUCUUCACUCAGCUGCAAUGUCUUUUUCUGAUUUAAACAAAAAAUACUGCCACAAGGCCAACAUCACUCCUAGUCCUUGCGACUUUGUUUGUACUUUAGUACACACUGUUGUAAGCUGUGGGCUCAGCUUACUGGAUCAGGGCGCUGCUAGAUAGAGGUGCCAGAGCAGAGUCUGAAGAAUGGACAGCUUGUAUUGGAGUGCUGAGAUUGGAGAUUUUAGAUGCAGGCCGAUAUAAUCCAAUGUUCGUUUUUUUUUUUUUUUUUGCUGAUAUCGGAUAGAUAUCCAAUAUCAAUAUCGUAUCGGGACACCCCUAGUCUCAAUGUCAUAUUGAGGUCAAUUUACAGAGAUUGAAACAUGCUUGUCAUCAGUAAUCUGUGGCAGGGACAAGCAAUUAAUUUUACUUAAUCUUAAUUUGAUUUAAUCCUGGAAUGACCAAAACAGUUGAUAUUGAUACAUAUCACAAUAUAAAAAUAAUGUCAUAAUGAAAAUGUUCCGUUACUCUUAAAUGGAAUUUAAGCAUAUUGACCAUGUUUUACAUCGAUAUCAAGGGAAAUUAAUUUCGAUAUAUAUCGUUAUCGUUUUAUCGCCCAGCCCUAAUCUGCACUAUAGUAGCAGAUUUAUCAACAUAUGGUGCUCGAGUGAGUAUUUCUGGCAGCAGGAUGGGGUGUUCAGGAUUGGAUCAAAGAAGCUUCAGUGUGUGUGUUCACUGUAACAAAAGAGUACGUCCCCUAGUUGUCAAUACAAAUGUUUGAUCUGUUUUGGACAACAAUAGAGCUUUUGGCAUGUGGUGAAACAUUUAUGAGGCUUAACGCACGAUGCUCAGUCAGUAUUGGGGAUUUAAAGUUGGAUUUUGAGAGAUUAAAACCUGCUUCUUACCUAAGUUUGUGAAGCUUGUGGGAGAAUUUCCUAAACUCUGCCAAACUGCCGCUGAAGUCUUUUCCCGAAUCACCUCUUCCUCCACUGUUGCUUCAUCUUCCUCCAUUGAACUGACACCCAGGUAUCCACCCACUCGCUGCCUGCUCAACAGGUAUUGAUUGACCUCUUCAACACCAACUGGUCUGAAGGCUUUAAGCACGAAACAGGAUGAAGGCUGAGCAGACUGGAAAUGUUAAAAUGUAAAUAUAUGAAGUGCCUGUAUAUUUGUGCGUGCACUUUGGCAGAGAAAUGUGUCUAUGUUGUGCUGUGUAGGUGUGUGUGAGUCAUGUUAAAGCCUCCGUUACUCCUCCUGGAAUACAUGCAGCUGCAGCAGAGCCAAAGACAUAUGAGACCGUGUUUGUUUGUGCGUGCAGGACCUACAUGAGUGCGCUUCUGUUUUAUUAUUCAUCAUGUGGGGAAACUCUUCGUUAUCCCUCUACAAAUUUGGGAUGUUGCAAUACAUUAAGAACACCACUUUUAUUUUUUAUCCCCAAACAAACAUGUUUGUUCUGUUGGCCCGUUUUCCAGAAGAAGAUUUCAUCAACGAAUAUAUUAAAUAUCCUCGCAAGUAGGGCUGGGCGAUAUAGCCUCAAAUCAAUAUCAGGAUAUAUUGAGCAGUUCCCCUUGAUAAUGAUAAAUGGACAAUAACUACUCCACAAGCUGUUCACCCCCUCCAACAUUACCUAGGUCAACUUACCUUUAAACCGUCCUCCAUCUCCUCACCUGUCUUUUCCUCUUUGUUACAGACUGGAUGGGGUGGAGUCGCGUCUCUGGCAUAGGACAGCGUCUUAAAGGGACAUGAGACCAUAGCCUACCUACACACAUUCAAAACCAACUUUUAUUUAUUUUUUUAACACUCAAUAUAUUGACAUGGUAAAAUUUGGUAUCGGUAAAUUUUCAGUUUAUUGCCUAGCCCUACUCCCACAAUAAAAUUCAACUGUUCCUAAUUGGCAUGUGUCUCCUCAGCAUGUUGGGAAAUGACAUUACAAUCAACUAAAGACUUGUCCAACUGGAGCUGUGGUUGAAGCACAAGUUGGUACGUUUCUGCUCUAAAGUUUAUUCAGACCAACAUCUCCUCCCACGAUUGCAUAUCUAUGACCCUCUGUUUGCUUAUCUGCAUUUCUGCCUGUGUGUGUGUGUAAACUGUACAGUGAUGAGAAAAAAAAAAAUCAAUUUCCUCCCAGGGGGAUUAAGAAAGUCAUUCUGCCACUUCCUUCUCUAACUCAUUAUUCAUAAACUGAGCAUGUCAUCACAGAGGAAUUAUGAGAGUAAAUAUUUUUGGAAUUUGAAUGCAGUUUGUACGUGUCCAAAGGCUGAGAUAUAUGAGAUGAACUGGGCUUCAUAAAACUGAAUAUGUUAAAUUAUUCAUAAGCUGUAUGUCAUCAUAAUAAGUAGUUAAAAAGUCUGCGAUACAGAGCGGCUUGAAAUCAGAGUUGAGGGUGUGCAGUGUAAAAAGUGCUGAGUCAGAGAUGGAAUAAAUGUCUGGACUGUGAACUUCCUCCAGAAAAGUGUUUAGUUUGGUUGAUGGAAUAAAUCUUGUUCUCUCAUUACCAUAACUGAGAAGUCCUUCAGCAGAGUGUUUAACCCACAGUUAAUGCUACAAUAAGGACAGAGGAGCAGAUUGUGUGGUUCUGCUAGGCAGCCUCUGUGUGUGUGUGCCAGAGUGUGUGUGUGUGUCUACAUGUACAAACAGGGACUUGUAUGAGAGAUAGAGAAGUAAUAGUCUAAAAGUCUUUAAUUACAAAGACAGGGUUGAUUGUAAAUGACCGUACAGAGAGAGCUUCAAAGACCUGACUGAAAUGAAACGUUUGUUUUCCUGAUGGGGUUUUGUUUGCUGAAAUGUGGAUUCUAAGUGCUCCUGCUUCUUCCUCAAGUGAUCCUACUUGUUUGCUGCAGAGUGGUCACUUUCAGAGUGCAGUGAGCUGUUGUCAGUUGUUGGUGUAGGCAGGAGGUUGACCUCCAGUAGCUCCAGAGCUUACAGUCAGUUCGUUUCACAGUCAAUUUACCAAAAGUCUCAUUCUGAAAUCUUUCCCUGCAGGUUGGAGUGGGUGGAAAUCAUUGAGCCGCGUACGCGGGAGCGGAUGUAUGCCAACCUGCUGACUGGCGAGUGCGUGUGGGACCCUCCACAGGGUGUUUGCAUCAAGCGGACUGGUGACAACCAGUGGUGGGAGCUGUUUGACCCCAACACCUCACGCUUCUAUUACUACAACGCAUCAACGCAGCGCACUGUAUGGCACCGGCCGCAGGGCUGCGACAUCAUCCCCCUGGCCAAGCUGCAGACUUUGAAGCAGCACACUGAUGCCAGUAAUCCUCGACCUGCAGGUGGAGGAGGAGGGAGAGCUUCAGCUGAUAAUAGCCCGGGACGUAACAGCGGGGUCAGCAGAGAGGGGAGCACAUCGUCCUCCCUUGAUCAAGAGCUGUCUGAAAAACAGAGCAACAGAGAGGAGGCAGACAGGUAAGACUGCGGCUCACAUGCAGAGACACCAGACCAGAACUUGAGAACUUUAAGAAUAACAAGUCUAAAAACUAAUCAUAAAGGUGAAUUCUGUGAAAUAUAAAAACACCAGAAACUGCAAUUAAGAGAUGUUUUAAUAUGACUUCUUGUGUGGAAAUAGUGAUGUUUAGUCUGCUUUUUGUUUUGUUCCUUAUCCAUUAAAACUGGUUUGUGAAAAAGGUGCAAUCCGGCUUAAGUAUUUAGUCAAGUUUUUCUUUGCAGCUGGAUUAAUUCCCUUAAGUGUGAGGCAAGCAAAGCUGUAGAGUUGAGUUCUUUAUUUUUGAUCAGUAGUUCAUUGUGUUAUAAGUUUUAUUUCGCUGUUUCUUAAAGAACAACAGCUCACAAGCUUUUGUAGGUCCAGAAGUAGACGACUGGAUUCUAUCUUUUCCAAAUAGUUAACUUCAUAAACAAUCCCAUCAUCACUCUUCCUUUUGCUUCAGGUCCUAAUCAAUACUUUCGUUGUUAUAAAUCACUGCUGACAGUGUGGAGAAACUUGCAAAGACACCAUGCAACAGAGUGGUUUUAGUGGAACAAGAAGACUUCAGCUGCAUUUGCGCAGUUCUGUCUUUUUUCUUAUAAAGCUUAGAUAGCUCUAGUCCGUACUGGCACUCUCCUGGUUCUUCACAUUUGCUCUACAUUUAAACAAAACUGACUGAAAAAAAAAAACAUGCGGUGGUUGGUAUGUCCACCUUGUGUGAGUUUCCUGGCACAUGCCACCUGUGAUGUUCUCUGCAAAGGUCAGGCUUCCGGUCAGUCCGCCCCCUCCUCCAGUUUCUGUCACUGUCCGUUAAUUUCUUCUCUCUCUCACCUUCAUAGCUUGUCACCUGCCUUUACUUUAUCUGUCUCUGUCUCCCUUUCUCUCUCUUCCACUCACCCUCAGCACCAUCUCUCCCCUCCCCCUUUGUCUAACAAGUCUUGGUGGCUGGUUUGCUGUAAUCUGCUGCAGUCUGCAGUGAUUGGUGGAUAGGCCUGUCAGGGGUCACAGUGUCCCGUAAAUGUUUUCUUCUUUAGCACUGCAGGACACACACACACAAGUGUGAACACAUACUCCAUAGCAUUUGUGUGUCCUUGUUGUUCUAACUAGUCCUAAACUUUCUGUACAAUCAAAACAAAUCAGUAUUUCAGUAAUGAUUGUAGAUUCUGUAUGUUUGGAGCUAAAGGUAAACAACACUCUUGCUGACACUAAAUUGUCAGACUGACAUAUUUAUGACUUACUGACAGCCCAGUAUUUAUUGGUCAAAAGUAUUCCAUGAAUGAAAAGAGAUGGUUUUGAAAUUCAAGGUCUGCAUUUCAGGAGGGUAGAUCAUCUUUGCUCGGCUGUAGCUUUAAGUAUCAGCGACUUUACCACUCACCGAUUGCUCUCAGCUGCACUAAAGCUUCAUUCAGUCAUCGAUGAUUCAAAACCAACAUUUUCCUACUACUGCUUCACAUCAGAGGCCCUCGAUCUGUAAACCUGCACAGUCUGAAGAGCAAAGAGCUGCAGAAACACAGAAAAGGGGAAAGACGGUCGUUUUGAAAAACUGAAAUCUAUUUCACAACAGAUUUUAGAUUGUUCAGCACUGCAUAGUCAGCUGAUGACAGGGUUCCUACACAGUUGGAAUUUCCAUACUUUUCCAGAACCUACUUUUUCGAAUUAAUUUUGGAAAUACCUACUUUUCUAUCUUAGAAAAUAGUGUUUUAGAACUGUGAUAAUAGUCUGGAAACAUAAAUAUUUUUCCAUACUUUUUAAGACCUAGAAAUUGAUCAAAUCAAUUUCCAUACUUUUCCAUACUUGUGUAGGAACCCUGUGAUGAGUUUUGUACAAUUCAGGGACGAAAAACAACCAGUAACAGCAGCCUGAUAAAAAGUCCAGUAUUGAGACAGCAUGUAUCAUCGGUGAUGUAUUUUGCUUUCUUGCAAAUCUCUGUCAACUCUGAUAUUAUCUAUUUAUGUAAGAAGAAUAGGAACAUAAUGCUUUUUCCUGAUGCUGGUUCAGCAUGACGUUAGAGUGGUUAGAAGUCAGGCUGAGUCAAGUGCAGGCCUGGAGAUGCUCUCUGGAGAGAGUGAUGCUGCUGAAGAAAGCCGGACAGGCAGUUUGUCAUAGACCACACAUCUUCCUCAGUGACAGAUGGGAGCUAUUGACCUCUACAUGGCUCUACCUCCCCAUACACACCAAGGAUCCUAUUAAAGGAGGAGAUGAAGGAGGGGCUAAUGGAGGGAGAGAUGGCAGGACGAGAGGAGAGGACAGAGGAGAGGAUGGACACUAAAACGCAGAGAAGAGGACUAAUGAAUAGAGGCUCAGUCACUUUCAGUCUGUGUGUUUGUUCUUCUGUUACAACCAGUGUCCUCAAACACAAUCACCCCACCGCCUGUGAAAUUUAACAAGGCAAUCAGCGUGGAAACAUACAGUAUAAUGAAUUCAUUAUGUGCAGACAUUAGCUACAGACACGCUAGCACCUCUGGUCACUUGAUAUUGUCUAUAUUAUUGACUGCUUGAGGGAUGAGAAACUGUGCUAGAGCUUCUUGGACUGCUGAUGGUCUGAAACAGCCAGAGGAGAGCAGCUUCCUAGUAUUGCUGUGACCUUCCUCUGUGGGGUUACUUCAAAUUAAUUCCUCGCCAUAGCCGUUUUCUCAAUAUUUAUAUUAACACUAUCUAAUUAUAAAACUUAAUUAAAGCUGGUUGUGGGAUUCAGUAAAGGUUCCAGGCUUCACUUGGAGGAUCAACCUCAACCGAGAGCAGGCCUGAAAUACCCGUUAUCUACGAAAAAGACUCGAAAUGGCUCUGUGUGUUAGUACAACGUCACAUAGUUUCCAAGUGGGCAUGCAGAGAGACAAACCAGCCGCUGCAAUGAUAACACAGUAGAGCAGGGGUUCUCAAGUCCAGUCCUGGAGGCCCACUGUCCUGCAUGUUUUGGAUGUUUCCCUGCUCCAACACAACUGAUUCAAAUGAUCAGCUCGUUAUCAAGCUCUGUCAUGGCUUAAUAAUAAUCAGGUGUGUUGGAGCAGGGAAACAUCUAAAACAUGCAGGACAGUGGACCUCGAGGACUGGACUUGAGGACCACUGCUCUAGAGGACACCAUCAUGUAGCUCCUCUAGGUUUGUGAGAUUUGUUAUGAGACAUGAGAAGCUUAUUACUUGAAUUAGAAAGGUCCUGUCACUCUUGAUUUUAUUGAUAAAAGGUCCAAGAAACUUAAAAUUCUUUUUUUUUUGAUCCUGCAUUUGUGAAAACAUAUCGAAUAUACUGGAUCAGUGCUUUUACGUGUGUGUGUGUGUGUGUGUGUGUGUGUGUGUGUGUGUGUGUGUGUGUGUGUGUGUGUGUGUGUGUGUGUGUGGUGGGACGCCUAGUGGCACAGCUGCAGACUGUCAGUCCAGAUGGCUGGAGGAUCUGCUGUCACACACACUCACCAUUCAAUCUGAUUAUAUGUGAAGUGUUUCUCCAUCAUCCACACACACACACACACACACACACACACACACACACACACACACACUCUCUCUCACACACACGCACACACACUCCCCCUCACACUAACAUGCAAGAGCAUACAGGAGCAGUGGUGGCAAAUGUGUGGGCCGGACUGUUUGUAAACUGAUACACACAAACCCUUGUGAUGGUCUGUGGCAAGCUGCUACAGCUAGGAAAUAGUAAAUAAAGGAUUGUAGAGGCAUUGUGUCAGUAAAUCAUGAUACACUGACGCAGACACAACAUCUAUGUCAGUGUAUACUCUCAGUGCUUUUACAUAUAGUCUGGAAUAAGCUAUCAUAAGUGAUAUUCAACACUAACAUCCUUCAACUGCUACAUUUGCACAAGUGCAAUAUCGUUGUGAGGUCCAAAAGCAAACAUGACCUUGAAGGCUUCUGUUGUGAGGAGCUAGAGGGAUGAUUUCUUGUGUCGGCAGCUCACAGUUCAGUAGACCCUUCAUUUUGUCCUUCAUGGCCGUCAUACUCUGCUAACCAGUGCCUUUAAGUUUUAAAUCACACCGCCUCAAUAAAGCUGAGCCGACACAAACAGUUAGGUCUCAGUUAACAUGCUGGUGACAUACUCUGAGCCUUUGCUUAUCUAGGCAUGUUUGAUUUUAAUAAUACAUGUGCAAGCAUUCCCGUUUUAUCAGCACAAUCAUUUACAAACUGAGGUGCUAAAACUGAAGGUUUUUUUGAUCACAUAAAUAAAAACAUUCUUGAUUCAAAGUUAGUUUGACAGAGUACGGCGUCAUGAGUUCAGUCUUACUGUGUUUCCAUGUCUCUCUUUCUGCAUCUCCCUCUUUCACUUUUUUCAAUCACGGUAAAGGCUAGGGAUGGGCGAUGAAUUAUUGUUCAGGAUUUAUUAUCAGAAAAUUGCUCCACGAUAACUGUUUGCCAUCUCAUGAUAAACACGAUAAAUGCAAGGUUAUGACGUAGGCACAAGUGGUGGACUCACAGCUGUAGACCUCACAGAUCAGUAUCACAAACAAACAUGGCUGAAGGUGGUGAAGAAGACGUUUCUGAGCAGCUUGUUGCUAAACGAGGCUCCACAUGAGGGAUUUCCUUUAAGAUUGGGGAUAGACGAGUGCAAUCAGGUUUGUCUGACACCGGACAGUGGAUCUGUUCACUCUGGUCACCCUGUGCAGUAAGGGUUUUCAAUAAAUGUUGAAAGUGUUUUCACAUUUCACUCGUUUUCUCUAUAACCUACACUAAAACUUGUAGUUAAGUAUCUUAUUUGACUAUGCCAACCAAUAAGUGCCAUCCAAGAAUAAUGAUAGUGGGGUUCUCAAGAUAGAGUGAGUAAAAAACAUAGAUAGAGAUUUAAAUAUUUUUUAUCUGGACUUUUGUUAUCUGCAAAAUGGCAAAACUUAACGUGAUUAAUUUUUUAGGCCUAUAUUGCCCAUCCUAUCCUAGUAGAGGCAGAUGACAGUCUAACAUAAGUCUGGUCUUGCUAAAAUCUCUGCCUGGUAAAAGGUUUUUCUUGCCACUGUCACUUUAUAAAUGCUGCAAAGUUCACUGCUGAUGGUGGAUAGGAUAAGAAUGGGUCUUAAAACAAAAUCUUAUUCUAACAUUGGGUCUGUACUUUGCGUAAUGUAAAGCUUAUGCAUGUGGACAAUUUAACAGUUUUAAAAUUACGAUAAAUGAACACAAAGACGCCUUUUUUUGACAUGUAAAGUAAAGGCUUUUCAGACUGCUGGCGUCUUAAAUCUGAAAUGUCAUUUGAAGCAUGUGCCCGUGAUACCAUGAGCCAAAGACAGCUCAGAGUGACCUCAUAUGUAGAGCCAGAAGAGACUUUUUCAAUAUCAUAUAGCAUCAUCUUCCUUCUGUUUUGUUCCAGUUAGAUUUAAUGUCAUUUGUGAGUUGCAACAAAACAUAUAAAGGAGCCUGGAUGUUUUUCUAUCUUUGUCUGUUUUCUGUUCAUAUUUCCUUUUAGCUUCACAAACUGACUGAAAAGCAAAAUCAUUCAGACUUUAGUUGUAUUUAAGCACUUAGGGUAUCAUGUCUUGCUCCAAAACUGAUCAUGUAGCGUAUAUAAAGUCACAGUUUUUAAUCUGCUCAGAACAUUCAAGGCCCACUCCCCGCCAUUAAAAAGCUUGUGCUCCAUUAGGUAUUAAUUCGGAUGCAAAAAUAGAACAAAUGACCAGAAUUUAAGUUCCAGUAAUUAAAGACUAAGAGGAGAAAAAAAACCACCUUACACUUUACAGUCAUUGUCAGGGGACAGAGCAGGAAAAGUUGGUGGGUAGAAAAAGAAGAAUAGACUGGAGAAAGAGAGUGAGAGAAGCUUCAGAACAGAUGGACGAAGGAAUAGAGAGAAAGGAAGUAGGUUGGAGCUCUGAGUGUGGAGCAUUUUGUGAUAGGUGCCAGGUCAGCCUUUUAAUACUUAAUCCUUCCCACCUCAUUUCCUCACACACACACACACAUAUGUACAUACACAUGCACAGAGAUACCAACACCCACAACUGCACAAACACUCACACAGCCACUAUUGAGCACUGGCCCUGGGGAUCAGUGUGUGGAAGCAUUUGGAAACCAAGGGUGGCCAGUACUAAAAUCGAUGUCACACUUCCCUCCUCUCACCCAGUUCAGCUCUUGUUCUCCGUCCCAAACUGCCCUCCCACCUCCUCCUCCUCUCCUUGUUGUCUUACAAACAAGCAGAAUGUGAGGGCCUAGUCAUUGAGAGGAAUGAGUGAAUGAACUUGAACUGAUGAGGUAAAGGUCUGUUUUUGCCAGAGGCCGCUGUUUGGGUUACAUAGUCUGUAGCGGCCCCUGAUUGUUGUUACUAAAACCACCUUUGCUUUAGUUAAGUUCAUCUUAGCUCCAAGAUAAACAUAAAACUGUUUGUCCCGUGAAAACAGCAAAUCAACAUGACCAUAAAAUUUGCCUGACUCAAGUCCUUUACUUUGUUUUAUUUUGUUUUAAAACUUGAUGUUUGAUUUUUGUCUGUGCAGACAUAUUUUAAAUUUGGUUUUGCAGUAAGUACAGUCUUUGGCUUUAUAUUCUUUGUUCAAAUUCGGGAGUGUAUUUGCUUUGGUGAUCAGUCACAGUUAAACUUUGAUUUAGAAAUUAAAUCACAGUAUAAUAAUGCACUUUGUAUUUUUAAUCUCUCUGGCUUGAAGCAAGUGAAUUUUGUUUUUCAGUUUUUGGAAAAACUGUUCCAUGUGUGAUCAAUAUAAUCCACAAUUAUUGAUAACAGCAAACUCAGACUCUGUCUAGUUAUAUAUUCAUGCUGUUGCUGUGGUGGUCACAUGACAAGUGAUAAAAAUAGUUUAAACCUGUGGUUCUCAAGUCCAGUCCUCGAGGCCCACUAUCCUGCACGUUUUGGAUGUUCCCCUGCUCCAACACACCUGAUUCAAAUGAUCAGCUCGUUAUUAAGCCAUUACAGAGCUUGAUAACGAGCUGAUCAUUUGAAUCAGGUGUGUUGGAGCAGGGGAACAUCCAAAACAUGCAGGACAGUGGGCCUCGAUGACUGGACUUGAGAAUCAUUGUCCUAACCUUAACCUCAACCAUAGACUGUAAAUUGAUGCUGUAAAAAAAUCGAGUCAGCCAAUCAGAAUUUUGGUCAACUCAGCACGUAUCGACCAGUAAGUCGAUCAAAAAAUGAAGUUGUGACCAUGAGGAGGAAUUUCUCUGUUAGGAAUAGUUGUGGUUCAAGUAUUUUUAGUAUUUCUACAGUCAGUUCAUAUUUACUGAGGGGUGCCACUUUGAUAAUGUUUUACACAGGCUGUACAAGUGUCAGACACGGGAAAUGAAAGGUAAUAGGUAUUGAUGUACAGCGACCUGUCUGAGCAGACAUGAGGACAAGAAUCUAAUUUCAGACCCCGAGUCUGGUAGAUGAUUAGUACAGUCUGCACUGAGAAUAUGAGGAGGCAACUGGCAGAUGUAGGCAAUAUGGAGUGCAGACAGGAUUUUAAUAAGAAAAGCUUCUUGAGAGUGUUUUCAAGGCCCUGUGGUGUGAAAGUGACAGACAGCUUUUUAUCACUCUGCACCCUGACCCUUAAUUAAAUUUCCUCUCUCCUCUCUCGCAGGACUUCCCCCUUCAGAUGGAAUACUGGUACCAAGGAGAGAAUGCUGAUCAAGGUGACAGACAGAGAGCCCAGCUUCUUGGCCCACCAGGGAAAUGGUUACUCCCCUUGUGACCCACCCACCCCCGGGCCUCCUUCUGGGGGAGGCACCACCUCACGAACUCGGCGUUCCUCUGGAGGAAACGCACCUUCAGAACCUGAUGCCUCUCCUGUUCUCUACUCCGAUCGACGCCAGUCCCCCUUCCUUAAGCGAGCGGAGCUCGGAGGCACUGGUACUCACCGCCGUUCCUCGGCUGACUCCCAGCCGCCCUCGCCCCGAUAUGCUUACGAGCCCCCGUUGUACGAGGAGCCGCCAUCAGAGUACCAACCCCCUCCCAUAUAUGAGGAGCCUCCCACUGACAUGCACCUCUCUGACUCCGCCUUCUAUGGCAAGUCACCUGCUCGAAAGUCCUCAGCCCCCCUCUAUCACUCACCCAAACAGGGCCAGUCGCCGUACGGCCAGCUGGUUCUGACCAGGCAGAAGUGUCCAGAAAAGACCCAGAGUCUGGAGUACAGUCCUGUGGGGAAAGAGUACGUCAAGCAGCUGGUGUAUGUGGAGCAGUCGUCUUCCAGCCCUCGCUUUAAGACUGCUGAUCGUCUUCUGCGCUACGGCACCACUGGAGGUUAUGGCGGCUCAUACGGGGGGUCCUACACUCUGCAACACAGUCAGUCUCUGAUCAGGGACCCCCGCCUGCUGCUGGACUACAGCGGGGAGGGUGGAGAAGGAGGCCAGAGGUUGCAUUAUGAGGACUCUAUAUCCUGGUCAACCAGUCAGACCCACACCCUUUCCUCCUCAUCUACAGGUGGUCCUGGGGCUUCCUCUCCUGGAGGAAACCGCAAACGCAAGAGCCGCAAACCUUCCCUCCCCCAAGAGCUGGCGCGCUGUGGGGGGCUGGAGGGGGAGCUCGCAGGAACGGCAUCUGAGGCGAUGUUGGCCCAGGCCAGGCUUGCAUGGGAGGCCCAGCAAGUGAUGAAACAGAGGAGCAGUUGGGACUCAGGGCAGGGAGGGGAAGUGGCCCAGAGCGGGGGCUCCAAAGACGGCUAUGAGAGCGAUGGGGCGCUGCCUCUGCCGCUGCCAGGACCGGUGGUGAGGGCGUUCAGCGAGGACGAGGCGCUGGCACAAAGCGAUGGACAUCACUGGAAACGCAGCACCUUUGAUCGACUUGGCUUUCCCCAGGCCCUGCUGGAGAAGAGCCUCUCAGUCCAGACCAACUUGGCCUCCCCUGAGCCUUACCUUCACCCCUCACAGGUACUGAUGCAUGCUGGGAAUGUGUAUCUAUUCAGAAAAGUAUAAACACAGUUUAUCAGAUAUUUACAUUGAUAUUUCAACCAGCCUGGUGGUCUGUGUGCCAAUGUGUCUACCCCCCAACUUUUUCAACAUAUAAAAUUACUUGCAAAUUAAACCAAACACAUCUUAGUCAAUCAGUUUAUUGUAAAAGAAGACAACUUAAAUGCUCACUACAGCUGACGAGGUGCUUACCUAACACUGGCAUGAAUUUAGCAAAGCUUUUGUAAAGAUGAAAAACAAAAUGAUAAUCUGCUGAUCAGCUCUUCAUUUGGGAGUAAAGUUAUCUCUCCUGUAUAUACAAACAGGUAAAUGUUCGAGUUUUCAGUAUAACAUACAUAAAUGAACAAACAUGACAGGAAUGGUUUGUGUGUUAAUCAGAGACUCACAGGAGAUAAGAGAGCUGGAAAAGGUAGGCUGGUGCUCCUCUCUCAGUUAUCUUCCCUCCUAAAGGUGAGAGUGUGAAAGAAGCAAUCUGCAGAGCUGAAUUGACCGAAAAGAAAUAAAAGGAAGGACAGAGAGAGAGGACAGUGAAUGGAAAAUGAAGUAAACUGAUGUGGAAGAGAUACAUAAAACAGACGAAGCAGAAUAAAGUUUAAUUCAGUAACAGAAAAAAGAAAACUGCAGAUGCUAAAAUAACUGUCAUGUGAAGAUAACCACCAACACAGAAAGUAGUGGUUGAGUUGAGGAGAGUUAAAGAAACUCAUAUCAAGAGCAGCAUUCGUUUGCUCAGUGUCUUAACAUCUUUGCAAAUAAAAUUCCCUUAAUUUCUGUCUAAAAGUGAGAUAAUCCAAGAGUGGUAAACCCAGCUUUGCAGAAAGACUUCAAGUUAGUGGAGCACCUGGUCUGACUAUCCAAAAACAAAAAGUACUUUUAAAUUCAUAACUGUACAUGUAAAAGGCUGUCGGUUUAAUCCAUGCAUACAUGUGCUGGAACUAUUUCUGGUGAACACUUGCUGACUGUGUAAAGGCGUGCCAUCCUUGUUAUUGUCCUGGGCUGAAACUGUGAAUAAAAUCAGCGCUCACUUGCUAUUUUCUGUCGCAUAUUAUGGAAUUAAAGGAGACACUCCAAAGAGCCACUAGGUGAAUGCUGUUGCCAUUGACAGCUGAAGCCAGGAGUUAUUAACCUUUGCUCACUUGUUCAUAAAUUAUUCUGUAAUGUCACCGAAAUUUAGAAAAGGCUACUUAACUUCUAUUGGUAACCUUUUCACCUUUACACUCUAUCUUGUAGUUGAUGCAAGCACUUGUACUGUCUAACAGGAUGUUGCAGACAUGAUGUCAUGAUGGCUGUAUUCAUAAAACUCUUUCCUGUGGUCUUUUUUCCCCCCAGAGCCAUUAUUUAGGUUGCUAUUCAAAACAAGACCCUGAGAAAUAAAUGGACUCUUUGUUGCCCUGAAAAGACCUUGUGGAUAUUGUCGUAAUAAGGCGUCAGUUUUAAUCCAGUCUGCUCCCUCAGAGACUUUCAGCUUUUACUCUUACUGUUCUGCAGCACAAAGAUGACUGACUUCUCCUCUCUUUCUCUCUUUCUUUCCUAACCUGUCAGUCGGAGGACCUUGGAGCGUGUGCCCAGUUUGAAGCCAGUCGAAAUGCGAGGAAUAUGAUGCCGAGUGCCAGCUGUGGCAUUUUCCCAGAAUUCACGCUGAGGAAGCCCUCCUCAGAGACCGACAUCGAGAACUGGGCAUCCAAACACUUCAACAAACACACACAGGUACUCCAGAGGAUGUGUGUGUGUCCGACUUAAGAAAUUAGCAUUACGUCAUUCACAUAAUGUGUCUGUCUGUUAUUCUUUGUGAAACUAAGUCCAUUUCUUUUGAUGCUGUUUCUGUCUCUACUAUUUAUAAGACAAGAUUUCCUGGUAUGUCUAUAAAUAGCUUAUUCUCAUGCAUAAAUAUAUCACAGUUUAAAAGACGCCAUAAUGCUCUUCUGAUCGCUCUUCUGCACCACUUUCACCUUUUUAAAUCAAACCACAUACACUUUUUAUUACUCUAUAAAGGCAGACAUGAGCGCACGUCGUCAGGCAGAUUAAAUUGUGCCGUUGACUGUGGGGUUACAUUGUCAGAAAACACAGCUAAUUAGCAAUCAGCUGAUCACUAAUCAGGUUUUGCAGCUCAAAAACAUACACAGGGUUGUAGUUUGUGCUCGGAAUGUUAAUGAGGAGGAAGGCAGUGCGGCUCAGAGGUUUGUUUAUAGUUUGUUUAUGUAAGUUGAGCGCCAUGAUGUUGCUGAUCAUGUUACUCAUGCCGUUACUAUCAAAUAUGAAUGUUUACUUUUCACUUGUGUAAACUAGUUAGCAUGAGGAAAUCAUUCUGUGUCAGGGUGAUGCUAAGACGUUAGCUGCCCUCCUUAAAUCUUUGGUCUCAAACUCUCCCUCCUGCGUCUUCUUGUGUUUCUCAACAUUCCCACGCUUGUUUUCUCAGGGUCUGUUCAGAAGAAAGGUGUCUAUCGCCAACAUGCUGGCCUGGAGCAGCGAGCCCAUCAAGAAGCCCAUGAUAGUGACCUCAGACCGUACCGUUAAGAGGGAAGCAGUGGAGAUCUUUAAGCUCAUCCAGACCUACAUGGGUGACCGGCGCUCGAAGGUGGACCCUUACGCGGUAGCUCUAGAGGUCUGUGGGCAACCUGAACUCCUCUCUUCCUUAAACUAACUCACUUGCACACCAACAUUUCGGGACAGGUUUCAGUGUACGCAGGAAAAACAGCCAGUAUGGAAAGCAGGUAGACCACACGUAGCAGCUCCUAGUAGCAGCAGUCUGAUGAUGAUUUGUAGGGGAGACAGGGGCUUGUUGUCACAUGGGUAAGUUGGUAGUUCACAUGGUAGUUUGGGGCAACAUGUCUCAGUCAUUUUAGGGUUAGUUGUCACAUGUUCAAAAGGGAUUAAAAUUAAUAUAGAGAGUCUGUUUAUCAGCAGUUGUCACAUUGAAAUGUUGACUUUGUUUUUUACAGAAAACAAGAGUGGUUUAAAGGAGAGGAGAAAGCGAGAAGACAUGAUUAGGAAUUACAAAAGAAAAAUAGUUGAAUAAUAUUUUAUGUUCAUGUUUGUUCAAUGACUUUUUGUAGCUCAAUGAUAAACAUUUUCUGCGCCUGACUUUGAUGUUUACUUUCAUGUAAAAAAAUGAGAACAACAAUAAUUUUGUCCUUGUUUUAUUAGCUGCAAAAUCCCCAUGUAGUGAGACAACUUACCCCAUGGUGGGGCAACAUGUCACAUGUUCACACUCUCUAUUUGAUUGAUUAUAACUGCACUGACACAAAAUAUGAAAAUGACAUGAAUACAAAAAAUAUACCUGAGACUUUGGUCUUUCAUCUGGUACACAUUUUGUUUAUAUAUGAUGUAUUGAUUCCAAGAAUUAUAUAAGAUUGUAAAAAGUGUGACAACAAGCCCUGGUCUCCCCUAUUCCUCUAUCAAAAAAUAUCACCAUGCACGUGCAGCGAAUAAUCUGGGAGUUGCAGAUGCAAAUAGAUCACUGGAAAAGGGAAGCUUGUAUUUGCUAGCCACUCCAGAAUGACUAUAAAGUUGGCAUCCAUUCUAGGCGGCAUUCACUGCCUCUCAUCAUCAGACGAUGACAGAAGCUGAUUGCCAGGCGCUUCUGAGUUUGCCUACACACAGAAGCCGUAUUCCUCACACACUCCUUCAUGUAUCACCUCAUUAUCCCUCUUAAGUGAUUUGACAUUGCCGUGAUGUCCUUGAAGCUGCAUUUUCAGGCACAGCGAAAUCAGGACUGAAAGCCUAGCUAGUGGAAACAUCUUCAUUUGGAAAUAACUUUUAGAUCCGUACAACAGAGCUAUGUGGCAUCUGCAGAGGGCAAACUGAACCGGGAUCACUCCUCCUCCUCUGCAGGACUGCAGACGUGCGUGAAGCAUCGCAGUGUGAAGCUGUGUGUCCUUGUUCACAGUGUGACUUUGAGGGGAAGCUUUUAAAAUAUCAGGAGCUACAUUUGUAGAGCUGUAACGGAUCCUCUGUAAAUCAAAAAGAUUAAAGCUUUAACGAGAUCAUCAAAAAAUUUGUGAAAACACUCUGUGGGUUUGUUCUAAUGAGUGGACACAGAGCCGUUUUUAGUAUUGAACAUAAUGGUUAGGGCUGCUACAAAAUGAAGCCCUGUGAUGAUGACUGUGUCUGUCAUCUUGUCUGUGUGCAUUUGAAAUUGGACAGCUGGUAUUGGCAUUCAAAGAAGACAAAGCAUGUGGGAGCCCAUAAGCACAGCAUUUGAUCAUGUUAGAGUUCAGGUCAAUUAUAGUAUCAAGUAAUGAAGAUGAAGAAAUGGGUGUAUCCAAGCGAUGCAGGCUAAGUACAUAAAAAGUGACCCGAGCAAGGAUUCUGUUGGAAAUUCACAAACAUAAGAUGUCAGAAUAGCUGAUAUUUAUCAGGGUUUGAAUGAUCAAAUAUAGUAAAAAGAUUUAGGUUUUAGUAAGUGAUUAAUAUCGCACAUUAGUCUGAUGACAGAUGAAAAGAAGAAGAAAAAAAGCCUGUAUUUCCUCCUGUCUUACCCCCCUCUCUGCAUCUUUCUAUCAGGUGGUGGUGCGUGGGUGGAGUAACCAGGGACUGCGUGAUGAGCUCUACAUCCAGCUGUGUCGUCAAACCACAGAAAACUUCCGUUACGACAGCCUUGAGCGAGGCUGGGAGCUGAUGGCUAUCUGUCUGGCCUUUUUCCCUCCAACGCCUCGUUUUCACAACUACCUGGAAGGUUACAUCUACAGACACAUGGACCCUCUCAACGACACCAAGGGUAAGACAGAAAUCAACUGAACAUGCAGCCAUUUUUUUAUAACCGGGGCCUUACAUUUCUUGAUAUUUAUGUAUUUAUGGAAGCAAGGAUCUCAGGAAGUCUUUGUCUGCAGACUAAAACAAAACACCCUCAUUAGCAUGGGUUUUGUCUAUAGGAGGUCACCACAAUUAGGGUCAGACUGGCGUUUUGUUUUCAUAUGAAUAACUGAGUACCUCUUGAAAUCACUUUACAUAUGUAUACACAAUUUCAUAGAAUUUUGGGGGAGAAAAGAAAAGUUAAAGUUUCUAAAAAUGUUAGGGUGAUGAUCCACAGGAUAGGUGUUUUGUGAACUUCAGGAUAAAAUAAGAGACAAUAAAUUACCUGCAAACCUAAAUCCCAUGCAGAAUAUCUGCUGUAGAAAGCUUUGUAAUAAAAAAAACUGACAGUCGAGCUAAAGCAAAAUGAAACACACCACCUCAAUUGUCCUUGAGUGGGGGUAAUAGUAAAAAACAUCUGACCAUUGGAGUCCUAAAUGAUCUACUUUGAAGGUGUUCAGAUAGAGAAUCAAGUUGUGCUGGUGCUCUGCUUCCCCCUACUGGUUAAUCUGAGCUAGCUCAUGCUGAUUGUACAGUAUACCAAUGUUUGGUAAAAUGCUUUCCAGUCGAUCACACAUUUAUAAAAGCUUCACAACCGGAGUAAGACUUACAGAGUUAAUCAGCUUUGAUAUAAUUAAUGUGCUCAAGUAAUGAAUCAGAUGUUUCUGUGAAUAAAAAACAUCAGAUCAUUGAAAUUUAAGGUCAUGAACAGUUACGGUUUCAUGUCAGACUUUAAUGCACAGUUUCAUCGUUAUUUAAAUCACUCUGUCAGCUGUAUCGCAACUUUUAAGCUGUAACUCAACCUCCUGCUUGAUGGAAAAUCCGAACUUCCUUGACUUCAGAAAUAUAUUCCUGUUGAAAGAACUAAUAAAUGUCAAAGGGACUAAAAAACUAAUCCUCUAAUGGUCUGAGCAUGUUUGUCUCCUCCAGGAGUUGCCAUCAGCAGCUACGCUAAAUACUGCUACAGGAAACUGACGAAAGCUGCUCUGACUGGAGCCAAGAAGGUGAGUAGUCCCUCUGUCCCUCUGCAGAAAUAACCAGACCCCGUCUCUGUUUCUGUCAGCUGCUAAGUCCCUAUGAGCUUGACAGCAGCCUGAGGUCUUUAAGCAACACCCUCCCAGUAGUUUCUAACUUUCAGCUGGUUAUAAGAGGUGUCUGACCUUCUGCAGUUCAGGCUCCACAGCUGGGCGACUCGUAGCCAGAGGAUGUCAAACAGGCGAACUCAGUUUCUUCCUCUAAAUCUCUUCUUAAAACUCACUUCUGUCAGAUUGUCGGCCCGCUAUUUUUUAUUUAGUGUCUUUUGUCUUGAUUGUCUUUUACCAAGUUUGAUUUGUGUUUUCCUUUCUGUAACUGUUGUCUGCUGUCUUGGUGUUAUUUAACAGCUUUAUUUGUCUAGCACUUUUUUAUUUGAGAAGAGCUCUCUAAAUAAAGUUAUUAUUUUACCAAAAAUCUUUGUUCUUUUGGUUACUAAGGGGGAAAAUGUGUUUCAGAAAUGUGUUGGAAGCUUCAGUUCAGUAAAAAUUGAAGUUGUUACAGCAGUUUAUCAUUGCACUGGCUUUGGUAUUGCAUGUCACAUAUGAGUGCAUGUUUGUGUGUGUGUGUGUGUGUGAGUGAGUAUGUGUGUGAGUGUGUUGGCAGGCAGCAACUUGGCACAGAGCCUGUGUAGCUUGUAGAGCCCAAAUCUCAGCACGUGUCUGACUGAGGUCAUUUGUCACUUGUAGGACCUCACAGUGUGUUUCUGGUGUUAACCUGUUUAUCACUAACAGUCCUUAAAUGAGCUGUGUGCUCUGAGGAGAGACAUUUUCGUUCUUUCUCUGGAUUAAAAAUAUUUCACUGCCCUCUCCCCCUACGGCUCUCUGACCCACACCCUCAGAAUUUCUCUUCAUCUGCUCUCCUUAGAAACAUUAACGUCCUUGUGUAUUCGUCUCUCUUCAGGGUCUGCAGAAGCCCUGCCUGGAAGAAAUCAAACACGCCAGAAACGCCAUCUUCAGUCCCUCCAUGUUCGGCUCCUCCCUGGAGGAGGUGAUGGCUCUCCAAAAGGAGAGGUAUCCAGACAGCCAGCUGCCCUGGGUGCAAACCCGGCUCUCUGAAGAGGUUCUGGGUCUCAAUGGAGACCAGACAGAAGGAAUCUUUAGGUAAGUGAGGAAGGAGAGCAAUAGGAUAGUGAAGCGAAAAUCUUAGGGAGUGUUGGUCAGAUAGAGCUUUCUCUUCAGUAGCUUCUGUUUGUAUCAGCACUUUCUGCCUAUCUGUACUGAGGUCGUAUCAUGAACCUACACACAAGUAAUGUUCUUUACUAAAAUUACAAACUCUCUCAGACCAUAUCCUCUGUGGUUGCUUUAAGUUGGGUUAUUGACCUCCUUGAGAGUAUAAUUCAAGGAUUUAUCUUUAUUCAUGUUCAGGAUCUUAAUAACUGAUGAUUAAGUCCAAGUACUCACUGUCCCUAAGACAGAUUUUUGUCUCUGAAAUCCUAAGAAAUUGUCACCGUUAUGUUACUGCUUAAUAUUUCUUUCUGUAUCAGCCUGUUUGUAACAACCCUGUUUGUGAGGGAGCAGAUUGUUUGCAGGAUUUUAUAAGAAUGAGAGUGGAGUAACAAGGUAAAGUUUUCACCAUCCUCUGACCUCUGACCCCACAGGGUACCAGGGGACAUCGAUGAAGUUAAUGCUCUGAAGCUGCAGGUGGACCAAUGGAAAAUCCCCACAGGGCUGGAAGACCCGCACAUCCCAGGUAAGAGCACUCACAGACACACACACACACACCUACAAGAGUGCUGCUGAACACAUGCUUGUCUUCUGUGGACCUGGUCCUAAUCCUACAUGGCUGUCAGGUAAACAAAGUUCAUGUCAUGAACAUGAGGCGGAUAAGUCUAACACGCUCUGUCUCUGUGCUCCCAGCCUCACUUCUGAAGCUCUGGUACAGAGAGCUGGAGGAGCCACUGAUCCCCCAUGAGUUUUAUGAGGAGUGCAUCAAUCACUAUGACAACCCAGAAGCAGCUGUUAAUGUGGUGCUGGGCCUGCCACACAUCAACAAACUGGUGCUCUGCUACCUCAUUCGCUUCCUACAGGUAACAUACGCACACACAAAUAAAGCAAACUGUAAAUGUUGCCCGUGAGAUAGAGUUACUGGAUCAAAAUGUAGAGUCAAAGUUAGAUAGUCUUUGACUCUGGACUUAAACAGCAGGAAUAAAUCUUAUUUUACUGUUACAGGUUUUAUGGCCAACCAUGGGAAAGUAUUGAUAGCCAAGACUACCCACAGCUGAGAUUAAGCCAAAGUCUGCUUAGGGGAAAAAAAUCACUAUACUUUCACCGAAGAGAUAAAACUUUAAAUGAACAUACCUUAAAAAUAGACUCUGAACGUCUGCAGUCUUAUUUGAGGCAACUAUAUAACAUUCUGCUGUACCUUAUGUGUGCAGGUAUUUGCUCAGCCCGCCAACGUGACCAUCACCAAGAUGGAUGUGAACAACCUGGCCAUGGUCAUGGCUCCCAACUGUCUGCGCUGCCAGUCUGACGAUCCCAGGGUGAUCUUUGAGAACACCCGCAAGGAGAUGUCCUUUAUCCGGGUGCUCAUCCAGCGGCUGGACACCAGCUUCAUGGAUGGGAUCCUAUAGCCCCCCCACCCCACAGACACACCAUCCACACUCUACCCUCAGCUUCUCCUACGCUCCCUUUAACGCCCUCCAUGACAGAUCCACACACACUCCCCUGGCACGGGAAUAUCAUACUAACACAUUAUUGCUGCUGGGUGAACACCUUGCCUCUCCAACAUGUUUACUUUAACAGAAACUGCCUUGUUUUGAGUUUUAUGACCACUGUAUUCUUUCAGUUGAACCAGCUGUCUUUUCUAUUUCUGUAGAUAGAGUCCAUCAGCCAACAUUUGCAACAAAAAGAAAACACCAGUACUGGAAUUUCAAGCUUUUUCAUAUAAUGGCAGUGCUGUGUGUGCCUUCACAACAUGACUAGAGUAUAUCCACAUAGAACAGUAUGAAGGAAUUAGCAGGGAUCCCGAUCUUUUCUUACUUUUGCUGGCACACUCAGAGUUUAGGACCACAAACGUUCAUUUUGAAUUUAGCUUUCGUGUUUUCUAUGAACUGGUUUGAGUUUGUUUACCCCUGCCUAACUACCCACACGCAGUCACAUACAAACUGGAGCACACACACUUACACACAGUACGAAGUCUUACACCAGUAUUUCAACCACUGCAGUGUGUAACACCACCUGUCACAAAGCCAGAAUUAUCACUUGAAUGAAUGGAUUCAUUCAAACAUACUUAACACACAUUCUGCAGCAGGUGUUCAAAUCUCUCACACAUACCCUGGCUAACCAACACAUGCAAAGGGUUCAGUGUGAGACUUUCACAAGAUUCGCAGCUUAGCUGCACCAUCCCAUCAGUACCUUAUGAUAUCAGAGUGAGCCUGGGAGACACAUGUCUUCGACAUCAGGUAGACAAGUAAAGCUGUGUCUGACAUUAUUUACACUGCCAUAACAGAGCUAAGAAGUCAUCCCAGAGGCUAUUUACUCCUCCAUUUUUAAUCCUGCCUCAGGAUGGCAAACUUCUGCUGUCUCAAAGGGGAAAACUCUUUGCUCACAUGUAACUAAGUGUAGCCGUUUGGGAAGGCAGUGGUAGGGUUAGGCAUUAGCAAUGUUAGCUAUGUUAGCUACUUAUCCAUCCAGUGAGGGAACUUGGACACUAAUUCACUCCUCUUGUUUUUUACCUUCAUGCUGGUUGAUAACCAUCUCAGCACAGCCUGGCUUCAAAUGUUUCUCGAUUUCUUGAAACUGUGACCGUAAAGACAACAUAAUGAAGAUUUCUGCUCUGGGGAGUGGUGACUUAUUCUCCACUGUGAAAGAACAAGAACUAUUUGCAGAUUAUGAAACAUACGAAAAGUGUUAUUAAUAGUUUUCCCUCCUAUGUGCUGAAACAGGUCUGACUAAAUCUUGAAUUAAAUUUACAAAAAUCUUUUACAGUCCUCACCGGCUGUUUGCUCAAGGAGCUGUAAAAGUAAAGACUUAGGAAAUGAUUUUUGCUGCUUAAGGUUUACUCAUUUAUUAGGUUUAGUAUAAACUGAGAGAUAUUUAUUGUUUAUUGCUGGGGAAUAAUGACAAAUAUGAGAUCUCACUGUGAAUAACCCCAGACUGUAUUAUCUUUUGCUGGUACAAACAUUAAUUUGUAUAUGCAGCCUGAAUUACACAUUAGUGUAGCUGACUGAAGAAGAGUUUAGUCAGAAGUCUAUGCCCAGCUGCUUACCGGCUUAAUGUUAACUGGUGAGCAUUUACCACACUGGCAGCACUACAAAGAGGUAGUUUUGAGAGUUUUAUCCAACUCUCAUGCUUUACCAUAACCUGUUAUGUUAGCAGGCCCACUGGUAAAACUAUGAAACACUGGUGUGACAGUGUCUUAUGAUUACUUGAAUUAUGAGCAGCCAAUUUUGGAAACACAACUUUUAAAUGUUGAAUAUUUUUUCAAGAGAACUUAGAGAAAACAGGGUGAAGCAGCUACCCAAGCAGAGGAGAGUCAUAGUCACCAAACUGGUGUCAUAAAUAGUCAUCUUUAGUUUGUAAUCGGCUAACAUCAGCACUGAUCUGUCGUCUGUCAUAGUAGAGCAGAUAAACGGUAGAAAACACCCUCAAGCUGAGCUGUUUUUGAAACAUUACAGGUGUGUUUUGGUGUCCAUGUUCGAACCACUGAACAAAAGGGUUGGCGGUCAGGGAAAGUGGGGGAGUAGCUUGGUUCCAACAUAUUUGCUUGACCUUUGCAUAUAAGGAAAGUCAACCAGUGCCUCUUGCUUUUUUUUCUGAUUGCCUAUCCUUAGUUAUAAACCAAACUCAGUGAAAUAGUUUAGCUUUUUAGUUGUCUCCAGUAGAUCAUUUCCCUUUGAGCCUCUCUGCCACUGUAUAUGGUGCUGUCAAAUCCCAUUGGCUGUUGACCACACGCCAUAACCCGAAACCAUGAGUAACAGACAAUGUAGAGGGAUUGAUAGGAACACUGCCAACAAGGCUUCAUCAUAUUUGUAUACAGCACAGCAUGCUUGUAACUCCUGGGAGGGAUUUUAGAAGUGCCAGCUUUUGCAACAUACCCACAGCCACUCCCUUUCACCCCUCCUGACCCCACAGAGCAAGUUCAACACCAUCUCCAUUCCCUGACAGGCCUUUCGGCUCACUAAUGAUUUGUGAAUGUGUCGACCUUUCCGUGUCCCUGUCUGUCUGUCUGUCUGUCUGUCUGUCUGUCAUUGUUUACAAAAUGUACCCAUAAUUGCGUUCAUAUGGUCUGUGUCUAUGAGCAAGUACUGUGGGUUAUUGUGUUGAUUUGAAAUUUUUUGCUGUACUUAACAGAAUUUCUAUGUUUUUAACCUGUUGUUUUAUAUGAUUUAAUUUAUUUAUAUUUAUUUAAGGAGAUGUCCUUAAUGCCUUCUUGAGAAAAUUUAUUGUAAGGCUCCAAUGUGUGUUUUUGUUACGACACAUGGGUGUAUGUAUGUGUGUGUACAAGUGCGUUGAAGUGCAAUUGAGCAGUUUUUCAAACGUUAGGGCACAUAUGGCUUGAUGUACGACUGUCAGUAUUGCUGUAUCAGUCUUCUUCGUUUGGGUUUUUCUUGUAAAUGAACGGUUGUGAAUGAGACACACACAUACGGACCAUUCUGGAAAACCACUGACUUCCACCUUAAAAGGUCCAGAUGACACUCGGUUUCACCGUUCAUCUUUGUUGAAAAUGAACCCCUCUCUUUGUGGCAACUGCAAUGAGUGUUGCUAUGUGUGUGUGAGCGUGUGUGUGUGUGUGGUCCGUGGUGUGCAGUUCACUCUUUCUUACAUCCAUACUCCACAUCAAUAACAUGUACAUUAACACUGUACAGACUGUAAAAUUAAGUAUAUAAGGAAACGAGAAAGGAAAAAGCAUCAUAUGUAACAGUGAGAAUUUGCUGUGGAAGGUCGUGUAACAGGGAGGGGACUAAAUGUUUCUUUUUCUUUCAGUCUUGUUAAAGUGUGAAAUUUCCUCACAUUGAUAGAGAUCUAAAAUUUUUACAAGUUUAGAAAUUGAAACCCAUCUCUGAACAGUCAUUCAUUCAAGUACCACAAAGUAUUUUUAAUUCCCACUAAGCUCUAUAUCUGUAGGUCGAAAUCAUACUUCAAAAAAGAAGUGAUUUGUCCAGAAGAAAUCUUUGGCUUUUUUAAGAUACAGGGGGGACCAGUUAUUGAAGAGAAAAAAACUGUUUCAUGCCUCUUGGAGAUACGGGGGAUUGCAACAGUCAGCUUUGAAGCUACAGUGUCCACAUCAAACAUCUGGUGCUAAAAUAUGCAGCCAACGCUCUGAGCAAAGACACAGCUCCUCCUUGUUUGGACUUCAACACUUUCUUAUAAUCAGACCAUCAAACCAAUAUAUUUUAUUUAGGCAUAAACUGGAGAGAAUAAGAAUGCAAGAAAUUCUGAUUAACACUAAACUUAUUUAAUGUUUCUGCAAAACAAGACCAAGGACAUGACGACUUGAAUCCCAUAGUGCCUCCAGUUUUAAGGGAUGCACUGAUUUGGCGACCAAAGAUCAAAGACAGUUGUUAGAACUUGUAUGAGGGGGUGAUAUGGUUGAAAGUUAAUUGAAUGAGUCAUCCAUCCUCCGCGCACGAGGCCAGUCUACCCUAACUGUGAGUCUAGGAAUGCUAAAAGAAGCAUACUGAUGCGCUGAACUCCAUUAAUUUAGUUUAUAUAAAUACAUACAAAUAGUAGAUUUAAUACAAGCUUAGCAAGGUAUGCAUUAAUUGAGAUAUUGAUUACGAAGUUCUGGUACAUUUUACCUUUUGAUUACUUCCAUCCUGUGAAACUGAAUCAAAGAGUGUCAGCAAUCAGUUAAAGCGUUGAAUUCAUAAGGAGUAAGUAGUUUGGGUUCUAGUUUGCGUCCCAUCCGCGAGCUACAAAAAAACAACGUACUGCACUACCGCAGCUUGCUCCAGCUUCAGCUCUUCGAGUGUUGAAUGAUUAUUUUUAUCAGGGUAUCGUUCCAGUAUGAAUGCAAGCCAAUCGUUUUUCCCCCCAUUGGACAACUCACCUCUUUGUGAAGAAUGAACAUAGCCAAAUAUAAUUUUACUUCCUGAUAACCUCUUAGUAAACCUAAAGCCUCGGAGAUAGCCCGUCCAGGCUGAAAUGUUGCAGCAGUGUGUAUGAGUGUGUAUGUGAUGUGUGUGAGUGUAUUUGUCUAAUGUAAGAGAUGGUUGUAGAUAGACCCAACAAAUCAACCAGUUAGCAUGCAGACAUAGGGUCUUCACUCUCUUCAACUUCAAUUCAUGAAAAUAUGAAAAUAUACAAGGAAACAAACUGAAUUUACAGAAACUAAGUGUUGCAGUAUUUAGCUUUAAAAGUCACUAAGAAAAAGAUUAAGCUCUUUUUAAUCCAUUUUUCUGGUUGUUUUUUCUACUUGGUUCCUACUAAUAAUUUAUUAGUAGUCAGUGUUGACGCUGUUUGUCCAACGUUGAGAAUAUGACAAUAAGGAGAAGGUGCGAGACAGCUGCUGUGAAACUGCUCUUCACCUUUGCAUCAAUCCUCCAGGUUUUUCAGUUGUCUCUUAAUGUCCACUGUCACUCACACUCUGUCCGAAGGAAGACUCUGGAAGUGUAACAGAUGUUGGUUUAAUAAAAGAUUCAAAUGUCAAACUAA